UAGUGGAGCCCUAACUCUCCACUCCUCAGCGCCCUCCUUCCUCGGCUGGGCGCUUCUUACUCCCGCCCACCCCCAUCCCACCUCCACCCCCCGAAGCCUCAAUAGGCGGCGGAGGAGACUGGGCAAUCACAGCUUCCUCGGCUGCCCUCCCUUGCCCAUCGGUCGGUCGUCGGUCCCGCUGCCAGUCUUCCCUUAGGUCCAGGUCCCGCCGCCGCCAUCACCGCCGGUUAAGGCUCAGACGCUGCCCGGCUCUCCUACUUUCCCAGAGAUGAUGGAUUACUCCUACGACGAUGAUCUGGACGAGCUUUGCCCAGUCUGCGGAGACAAGGUAUCCGGCUAUCACUACGGGCUGCUCACCUGCGAGAGCUGCAAGGUAAGGGCCGGCCGUCGAGGGACAGCGACCCGCUCGGGACUGCCUCCCGCAGCGGAGAAAGGGGCUUAGUGGUCGUCUUCUUAGGAAGGAGAGAGGGGAGAGCGUUGAGAUCAGGGAUCCCCAAAUUUGGACCCCCAAAAAUGUUUCAGGGCAGCAGGGUGGGCUUGUGGGGUCCGAUGCCCUUCUAAAAAAAAUUGCGGGCUCCCCCUUCCCCAACGAACUCCGCUCCACCCGCCGACUGAAUAAUGACCCCCGGGUGGGAUUAUCAUAAUAAAUGCCGCAUUGAAAAUGGGAUAUCGCCCGGGGCGUCUUAACUGCAGCGCCCUAAAACACCCCAGAGCAAAACCGUCGGUGCAGAAAAUUAUGGUGGCGUAUUUUAAUACAUGACGCUGGACGUGCGUAUUCAAAAGAGGUUCGUCUCUCCGCUAGGGACGGGGUUUACAAAUAUUUGCAGGGCAAAACGGCGAGAACGGGAUUGAAAUGAAAAUAAUUAGGACGCAAACAAAAUUUGAAUUAUUAUCGCUAUCACUGCCUCAUUGUUAUAUGAAAUAGUGGUAACUGCUUCAUUAUUAUUAAAGUUAAUCAUUAAAAUAAAGCCAUGCUACUAAUAUGAGCAACAUAAACGCAAAUAAUUAUAUUGAUUAAAAUAGCUCCAAAAUUAUUGUUAAACAUAUUUUUCUUAAGCACCAAGCCAUCCUCAUCGAACUCUGGAUUACCCGGAGCUUCCGAGCAGUAUUUCAUUAAUCCCAGAAUCUUACCAUAUUCUGUUGAAAAUCCCGGUACAUAUUCCGACCUGUAGAAGCUUCACUCGUCUUAAUUUUCUGGGGCCCAUGUCUGUAGCGCAGCCCCACAGCGCUCGCCCUGUAGAACCCACAAUACGGUCUCAGUUCCUUUGGGGUUUCUGUUUUCGAUCAUUUGUGAUAUUUUAGAGGACUGCGAAUGUUUAUCACUUCUUCUCGAACCCCAAUUUUACGGAUGGCGAGUUUUAAGGAGUCCGUGAUCCGGAGCCAAAAAUCGCAUGUAACGCCGAUUUGAUGCCAUUCCCGUUCAGGAGCGAAGUCUGUUCCGGGGAGGGGGUGGGGGCCGGGGGGGCAAAUGCUUCCCGUGCGCGGCCUUUUCGUCCCUAAAACUCUUUUCGAAAAAUGCGCGGUAGGAAUUCUUUGGAAAUCUUUUCUGAGAAUGAAUAAAAUGCUUCCGGAAUAAACGAAAUCGACUGAUCUGAGGGCGACUCGAUCAGGAAAUGUGUCCGGGAAAAUGCAUCCCGGUCUGGAGUUCUCAAAAGGUGAUUCAAAGAAGGAGAUUCGUCUUUUAGGGAACCGCAAGUCUUAGCAGUAAAUAUUAUUAAGCGCCUACCGAAAACUGAACCCGCGGGCGCCUUUGGGGAUCUGGGGACACUUUCCGGUGAGCAGCGUGGGCACCUCAGGGUGUGGAUGUGACGGCAAUUAUUUUCCAAGAAAUUGUAGAUUUUUAGGCGCGGGGAAAUAUAUGGCUGCGCGAAAGACGCGCGGGGACCCUGCGCGCCUCUUUCCCUGGAGCCGAGCGGGGGGAACCGAAUGGAGCCCCGGAGCGCUGCCCUCGGCCCCUCUGUGCAAAAGGCCUGGCGGUGCUCAGGACCAGACCCGGCUGGCCCGCUCCGUCCUUCUCUCCAGGAACGGAGAGGGGUCUCCGGAGGCCGCCAGAGGACGGUGCUCGGCGGAGCCCCUGCAGGGAAGGGCCGCUUUGCAAGCGGCGGGUGCGGGAAGGGUUAAGGAGAAAUUGGGGUGGGGGGUGAGGCGAAUAUUGAAUGUUGCCCUCCACCCCCUGCCGGAUGAUGACACCCGGCAACACCAUCCCUUUAAAUGUCUGUUCUUGGUCAUUUUUCUGCUUUGUGGAUUUAUUUAUUUGCCUGACGUUCUUCUGUUUUUCUUCGUUCAGUUCGGUUUAGUUUCUUUCCGUUUCCCGCGUCCUCCCUUGCUGUCUCUAACGGUGUUUUUGCUUGCUUGCUUGCUUGCUUGUUUUGAGACGGUGUUUUUGAGAUUCCUGCCUUAAUGGUGGGACCGAGGAAGGUGGGGGAGGGAGAGACCCAGAGACGGGAGCCUCAGUUUACCAGGAUGCGUCUCGGGGUAUGUCUGUCACAUUUGUCGUGAGGCCCCCACAAAGGAAGGCCAAGAUCCAUGGAGUCUCUUCAAGCUUCUGGAGGUGUGUCUGUGGGGGGGGGGGAGAAUCGGCAGCUCCAGCUUGAACUAUGCGAUCGCCCCCACCUCACCACCAGCGAAAGGGAGAUGCGCUUUCCCUGGGGGACUGACAAUGCCCUAAGCGCCUUGCGGGGGUGGGGUGGGGGGUUGCCAGUUAGGUCCUGAGAGAGACUCUAGUCUUAAGAAACAUCUGCCACCCUGUCUCAGUCUCUGGCUGGAAAAAGUGUAUUCCUUCACUUACACUCCAGAAUUAUAAUUAGAAUUAUUAAAGGUAUUGCUCACUCUUCACCAGUAGGUCCCAGGACGGCUUACAGCAAUCUGAAAUUCAGAAUUAGCAAUUGUGUGGUAAGCCGGCACUGCCUCCCCCUCCUCCCGCGUGGUUCUUGCAGUUUAACAUCCUGGCUGAAGGUUAGAUUCCAGGAGGCAGAAUAUGACAGGGCCUGGGGUAUCUGCAGACAGGUGUCGGGCUGAAGCGAGGGGGCCGGGGCGGUGGAGCCAACCGAGGAACCGUGCGCGUCUUGCCUUCUGAGAGGAGACGCGCUCCUGAGGCUCCCUUUCUCCAGGGUGAGACCACCUCUUCUAGGGAUUCAUCCCCGGAGCUGAGCCGCCCACCUUAUUCUGAGUCGAAGAUCUUUUUAUUUAAUUGCCUGAGGUUGUGACGUCACCGGCGGCUUGCAGAAGUUCACAAGACAAAAUGACUUGCUGAAAUGUGCUUUAUUUUAAAUAAUCGCAAUAUAAUGUGAUUCUCCUCCUUAUGUGGAGGUGGUGAUGGAAUAAUAAUAAUAAUAAUAAUAAUAAAUUAUUUUUACACAGCCCAUUUAAUUGGGUUGCCCUAGCCACUCUGUGGGUGGCUUCCAGUAUAUAUAAAAACAUAGUAAAACACAGUAAAACAUUACACCUUAUAGAGCUUCCCUAUACAGGGCUGCCUUCAGAUGUUUCCUAAAUGUUAUAUAAUUACUGAUCUUCUGAUGGGAGGGUGUUCCACAGGGCGGGCGCCACCACCGAGAAGGCCCUCUGCCUGGUUCCCUGUAGCUUCGCUUCUCGCAGUGAGGGAACCACCAGAAGGCCCUCGGUGCUGGACCUCAGAGUUCUGGGUUCUUGUCGCCCCUCCUUGAUAGGAGUCAGGGAGGUGGCGAUGGUGGGGGCCAGAAUGGGACAGCUUGAUUAGACGCUAAUUAUUAUUGUAGCUGUGGUCUCCAAAGGGGUCCCUGGCCUCCCAGUUCUCCUCUGCUCCAGCCAGCAUGGCCACCGGACUGGUUAGGGGUCAUGGGAGUCGUACCCUUUGCUAUCAAGUGCUUGGGUCCGCGGUGCCGCGGUUAUUGUCCCCGCUCAGCCCUGAAACUCUCCCCGGUUGCUCCGCAUUUUCCCCUCCUCUCACGUUGCUCCAUCUCUGCUUUGCUCAAAAGUCUUCCUCUUCCAUUCCCGAGCUGUCUCAUGUGUGAUCAUUACAUUACAUUACAUUACAUUACAUUACAAUCAUUCCUGGUGCAAUGUGUGGUCUUCUGCAUGUAGUUCCAAACUGUGAUAAUUUAGAACAGGUACUUUAUCAUAAGCAAACAUCCAAACAUGGAAACUAUUAUUUUAUUUUAAAAGCCACAUGUUCGAUCCCCAGUAGGGCUGGGACUGUCCCCUGCCAAAAAUCCGUGAGCUCUGCUGCCAGUCCAUACAGGCAGCGUUGAGCCAGGUGAACCAAAGUUCUGCCUAGGUAUGCGGCAGAUUUCCAUUUUCCUGAACUGCUAAGAGCAAAAAAAUUAACAUGGUAUAAUCUUCUUCAUCAGAUGCAUAUGGGGACAUGACUCUUGGGUUGUGGUAUUGUUUAGAGAUUGUUGUUGUUUAUUGUUUACGACUACUUUUGUAAUGUUUGUAAUUGUGUUGUUGUUUUUUACAUGUUGUAAACUGUCUUGAAUAUGGUUUUAACUUUGGAAAGGCAGCACACAGAUAAAACCAUUGAAAGACAGAGAGGACGUUAAGUGUGAAAUCAGAGGGAAAUUAAAUGGAUUUAUGAUUAUUAAUAGUAUCACUAUCAUCUUACAAAGGGCCCCAAAGUAUAAAGUAAAGACAAAAACAGUCUAUGCCCACAGACUCACCAUCAGAGAGACAUGGCACAAAAGAAAUAAACAACGAGGAAGGCAGAGGAAAGCAAGUGUUGGAGCAGUUGCUUCCUGACUGGCCCACGGAUGGGGUCAGGUCGGUCUCCCCUUUGCAGUGUUGCUGUUCCUUGAACAGUCCUUCAGAUACCCGUGAUAAAGGAUGCAGAAAUGGUUACUGUCGCCCUUCCCAGAGCAGAGUUGAUGAUCAUAAUGCUUUGGUACACGUGUCGUGGGGUACACUCUCACAGGCAUGCAGGUCUCCCGAUUCCACCCUGCCGCUUUCCCAGUUGCCCCCCCCCUUUCCCCCAAAGAGCGCCAGAGGGAACUGGGUUUUGAGAGAAGGAGCAGAGCUAGCUAUCUAAACCAGAAGCAGAAGCAGCAUUAUUUAUUAAACUUGUAUACUGCUCUUCAUCCAAAGAUCCCAGGGCGGUUCACAACAGAAAAAACACAAAAUGGGGGCACAAAUACAUAAUAAAACAUAAACAAACAAACAAACAAACUCCUCUCCCAGAAACACCUUUAAAAGGACACAGAAUGUUAAUCGGCUGACAAGAAGAAGAAGGGUCUCAGGUGAUAUAGUCUUCUCCCGCCUGCACGCGAGCUUCAUCUGUUUCGGGGUUCACCGUAAUUCCUCAGAAUCAUAGGCUGUGCUCUGGAAGGUCUGGCAUAUUCACUAAAGCGAGAGUUCCACUGGGCAUACUCAGAGCGCAUGUUUGAAUCCUCCUCCCAAGUGACAGCUGCUUUGGGCAGAGCGGGGCUUGCAAGGCGAGGGGUGUGGGACCCACCUGUGACCCCCCCCCCCCGUUCGUGGGGAAUUCUUCGCGCUGCCAGACUCCUUGAACUUCUCACAAUCCCCCCCCCCCCGCAUAUCUUGUCCUCAGGGCUUCUUCAAGAGAACCGUGCAGAACAGCAAGCACUACACGUGUACGGAGAACCAGAACUGCAAGAUCGACAAGACGCAGCGCAAGAGGUGUCCCUAUUGCCGCUUCCAGAAGUGCCUCGUGGUGGGCAUGAAACUCGAAGGUGACUCCCGUGGGCAGAGUCGUGGGCGGGCGGGCGGGCGGGCGGGGGGCGAGUCUUUGCAACACGGAAGGUAGGUGCGGACGCGAAAGCGCCUUCUGCCAAGGGGGCGGGGAGGGAUCCCGACAUCCAGCCUAAGUCCUGGAUGCUGCUGCCUCUGAGGUGACCGCGGCCAGGAGGGCUUUUGCUCCGGCCCAAACAGGACGUGGGGACGUGGGACUUGACGUGGGCGGGAGUGCGUGGAAGGACCGGCGACUUGACCCCUACCGGCCAAUUUUCUUCCUCGUCCCCCCCCCCCCUUAACCCCCGUUGCUUUUCUACCUCUGAGGGAGCGAGGAAGCAAAACAUAUAGGUAUACAUGCAUUUCCUGCCUAGGUCGUGAGAAUGCAACACCUUCCCUGGCCAGGAGGCGCGUUUUUGAAAAGAGCGCGCCUUCACGCACAGCGUCCACCCAAACAACAGUGCCAGGUGGUUUAAAAGAGACUUUUUGAGAUGUUCUAGAUCUGCUUCCUUUAUAUCUUUAGCCUCUUUCCCCUCUACCCACCCCGUCCCCUAGUAAUCCCCCCCUUCUCCUUCUGCUGGGUUUCCAUGUGUCCCGUGUGGGUCUCUAGAAGAAGGGCAGGGACCUUACCCUGCAAGGACUCUUGGAAGUGAGACCAUGUAAAAUGUAAAGGAGCUGAGUGCUUUUUCUGUGUAUGCUGUCAAGCUUAGUUGCAAGCCACAAUAUCCUUAUUACUAUUAAUUCCGUGUUCCAUUUGAGCGGAGGUCCCCUGAGGCCGUUAUCAUCGGGAAAGUCGGAUAAUGAUGACAGUAUUCUCGUGGUUCCUCAGUGACCAACCUGGAAGGCUUUAAAAGAGGGCGGGACGAAUCCAUGCAGGAUUAUAAGGCUAUCCGUGGCAGCAAUGCUUUCAGACGUGCUCAGAUCCUGCUCGCGUGUUUCCCAUGGGGGUAUCUGGGUGGCCACUGUGAGAACAGGAUGCGGGACUGGAUCCCCCCCCCUUGGGUUCCUCUUAUGUUCUUGAGGCAAAAUGCCUGUGCAGCCUCUUCUGACGCUCUUAUGUCCAAAGAGCGUCUCCCCCCCCCGCGUCAUAAUGCUGACUCUUUAAGAGCUAGGGCGAUAAUUAAAUCUGGCGGGAGUCCAGUCCGCCCCCGUCUCGUUGACCAGGCCCAAUUCCUGAUGCUCGGCUCGCUUUGCUGGAGAAGUCCUGGAAAAACCCCGCAUUUAUUUUUAUAUUGCUUUUAAAGCCCGAGCUCCGUUUCCACUGAGUGAUCUGAAGAUUGGUAUAUUUCCCAUUUAGAGUCUAGCAAUUAAAAGGCCGCAGUACCGAUUCAAUGCACACUAUUUGCUGGUACUCCCAGUUUAAAACCCGACUUCCCAGCUCCGUUUCCGCUGCGCGUUGCUGUCCUGUUCCGGGACUUUCCUGCCUUAGAGAGCAGAGCGGAGGCUUGCCUGGAAAGCAGGCUUUGAGCGACAUAAAGUGAAAGCAAAUUCCUCCAUGGGGUGGAAAGGAGGGGGCGAGGCUGGGCGCGGGUCCCGGGGGAGACUGCUCCACAGCAUAGUAGUCUAGGUCUGGAAGGACACGUGUCUCCGGGAACCAAUUGGGGUUUCAAAUAAUAAAAAUAGGAUAAAAAUAAACACACAGAGAGGUCACGUGAGAGCCAUCUUCAAAUACCUAAAGGGCUGUCGCAUGGAAAAUGGACCAUGCUUGUUUUUUCCUGCUCCGGAGGGCAGGACCCGAACUCAUGGUUUCAAGAGACAAGGCAGGAGAUUCAUUUAGGCUCAGCACCAGGAAGAAAUUUCUGACGGCCAAAGCUGUUCGACGGCGGAAGGGUCUCCCGCGGGAGGUGGUGGUCUCUGCUUCCUCGGAGGCUGGAGAGCCACCUGUCAGGGGUUCCGUAGUUGUGAUUCCAGGGGUUGGACUAGAUGACCCUUGGGGAGCCCUUUCAACAAAGCCCAAGUAAAGGCUACCAAUUUUAUCAGAUCAUGAAGGCUAGUUCCAUAGUUGCCAGGCUUGCGGGGAGGGUUGUCUUGAACAGGAUGGUUCUGUUGCCUAUGUCAUAAAGCAAUGCCAAAUCAUAUAAAGUGUCCCGAGGUUCUACUCGUUGUCAAAAUCUCAAAUAUGUGCGUUUCUCUCCAUUAAAGCUGUAUCCCAGAGUGUAUGGUACAAAGUGUCCAGUGUAAGAUUUUGGGCUGUUUCCCACUGAGCUGCAAUUAUUAUUAAUAUUAAUUAAUAAAUUAAUUACAUUUCUAGACUGCCCUUCGUCUGAGGAUCACAGGGCACUUUACAAUAUAAAAUCACAAAGAACACAUUCCUUAGCAACAACUGAAAAACAAUAUCCCCCCACAGUUUAAAAGGCCACAGAUGAUGAUGAUGAUUAUUAUUAUACCUCACCCUUCUGGUUUGGUUUCCCCAGCCACUUUGGGUGGCUUACAGCAUAUCUAAAAACUGGCUGAAGAGGAAUGUUUUUUCCUGGCACUUAAAGAUAUGUAGAGAUGGCACCAGGCUAGCCCCCCAUGGGGAGAGUAUCCCACAAGUGGGGAGCCACCACAGAAAAGGCCCCUUCUCAUCUUGCCGCCCUCUGGACCUCUCGUGGAGGGGCCACAUGAAGAAGGGCCUCAGAGCUUCUGGACAGAAGCGGUCCUUGAGGAGUGGGGCUCCUGCGCCAUUUAAGGCUUUGUAGGUCAAAACCAGCACUGAACGCGGCCUGAGGCCUAAGUGGCAGCCACUUGGGCCACAGUUGGCAUUAUAUGCUCAAACUGUCUUGUUCAUGCUGCCAAGGUCAUAUAUAAGACCAAUUCUUUUGACAAUAUAUUUACAUUUGCAUCAUCAAAAAUAUUCAGUAACAUUAAGUUUGGGCAACGAACAAUAGUUUCUAUAAAUAGCAAUAUUUAUCAUUCAUGUCAAGAAUAAAUUCCAAAAAUCUUGCAACAAAUUACAGUAAAUGGUAAUAUGUACAAAGUUUAUUGCAGUCCCUCCAACUAGUAGGUGAUAAAGAAGGAAACAUUUUCGACAUUUGCAAAGGAGUGCAAUACCAUCUGUGCAGUAAUUUCAAGGACUUUCCCCAAAGAAAUCUGGAAGCAGAUUUUUCAGGGCUGUGAUCCCCAAAUUUUAUUCCCAUCCUUGGGAAUAAUUUGUGUGCAAAUAUCUAGUUCCCAUAUCUUUUUGAGGGGGUUCCAUAGAUCCAUUGAUAACCUACAUUAAGCAAUAUAGAGUAUAAUUAAAAUCUAAUCCUUUCCCUCCUCUACCCAUUGUAAUUUUCAAAUUUUGUUAAGGCGUGAAUGGUUUUUUUACACACUCCUCACCAUCUCCAGUUGCACAUACAAACUCAGGCAUACUCAUGGGUGAACUGUGUGAUAAGCCAGUGGUGAUAGGGUUUUCGUGUACAUGUGUGGGAGAUACUUUGUGCAUGCUCAGAAGCACCCUCUACACAUAUCCCAAGGCAUGUGGAUGAAAGCAGGCAGUGGCAAGAAGGGGAGUCUGUGUGUUUGGGCACUAGGGGUAUAACGGUUUCCUGUAUCAUAAAGGGAUGCGCUUUUGCUUAAAAACACUGAAAAAGGGACUAAUUGUUCUCAGUUAUUGAAAAAGCUUGCCCUGAAAUGAAAAGUUGGAAACAUUGUAUAUGUAAAGUUACUACUCAUAACUAUUAGCACUUUUAAAAACUUCAUGGAACUGUUUAUAACUUUUACAGCUGCCUGGAACUUCCUUAAACUGCUGAGAAUGUUCAAGAAGAAUCCAGAUAUUGGUCUAUAUGGAAAGAUUUCUGGACAAACAACUAAACUUCUUAAUUUUUAAUAUUUAUUUCUGUGGCAAUAUACAAUUGUGGCUGGAGAAACCCAGUUGGAUGGGCAGGGUAUAAAUAUAAUCAUAAUCAUUACAAUGUCGCACAAGAUCCUCAAUUUAUUCUCAGCAAUAAGAAGUGAUGGACCAUGUAUAAAAUAUUGUACAUGUAUUAGAAAAUUUGCAAGCUCCAUUUUUCCUGUAUACAUGCCAUGCAUAAUACAUUAUACAGUUACAUCUACCAAAAUCGAUGUAUUGAUUUCGGGGUGACCUUUUUUCAAAAGGUUUGGAAAUGACAGUUCGUUCCUUUGUUUUUAGGCAAAAGUUCAUCUAACUAAGCUACAGGAACAUGAGGUUGUAAAAAAGUUAUAACCCUAGCGGACACUUCCCUUUCCAGAGAUCCCAGGGGAAAGGAAUAAAAAUAAUACUGCAUUCAGAUUUGUUUUUUUGUUUAAAUCCCAGCAGUCCGGACAUUUAUUCCGGCGGGUGCUCAGCUUUUUCUACUGUUGCAAGGAAAUAGCCUCCUAUCCUGAGCAGUACUGAGUGUCCAGCCAAGCAGGGGACUGGGAUGCGGGCCUCACUGGAGUCCCUUGGCCACGCCCAUUGCGCAGAACCUGCCUGGCCGGAGCCCCCUCUGACAGCAGGCACCAUGGGGGGGGGGAGAGAUCUGCUCGGUGGUGAAGUGCCCCCACUUUGCAUGCCAAAGGCUCCAGGUUCAAUCCCUGGCACACCCCCCCUUAAAAGGACCCUUGGCCGGAGAGCUGCUGCCAGCACAGCAGACAAUACCGGUGGGUUAGAUGGACACCAGUGUCCGCAAGAUUCUUCUGUUCUGUGCCUUGGCGGAGCAGGUGAAACCUUGGGCCUCAUCCCGGAGGUUUCUGAGCUACAGUUCCCGUCAGCCCCAGCUGAUGGGAGUUGUAGUCGAAAAUAUUUGUUUGCAUUUAUAUCCCACCUCGUUCUCCGAGGAGCUUAAGGUGGCAGAGGUACAGGGUUCUCCCCUGUUUAAUCCCAUCUAGCAAUACCACUGCAGUGCCCUUGAGUGCACGCAGAGUGCCCAUACCUUUUGAUGCCUUGCGACUGGCCUUAGCCUUGCCCGCGUCAGGUGGGCUUCGCGUGGCUUUAUCCGCCAGGGGUCGCCGCGAGGGGCGGAGAAGGGCUAUAGUUCAGAAGGUCCCAGGCUUAGUCCGCAGGGACAUCUCCAGCAAGCAGGGCUGGGAGAAGACUAUGAGGAGGCGCUGCCAGUCAGUGUAGACAAUUCCGAGCUCUAUAGACCAGGAGUCUCUGACUUGGCAAAAGGCAACCGCCCCACGUUCUUAUGUUCUUCUGUUAUUCUGCGUGGAGCAAAUGGACGCACGAAGAAGGGAACGAAAGAGAAUGCUAUCCAUUCAUUCAUUAAUUGCAUUUAAUGACCUCUUUUCCUCGGAGGAGCUCAAUGUGGCAUCCACGUGGCGUCCAGAGUGGCGCAAUCUAAUCCCAACGACAACCCUGUGAGGUAGGCUAGAGUGACAAGCAGUGACUGGCCCAGGGAGCAAAUUUGUAUGAAAUAUUGUGGGAGAGCUAAGCCCCUUCCCGCAUAAUCGAUCACAAGACAGGGCGCACACAUCACUUGAGUAGCAGUGCCCAUCAACCGGGGUGGGGACUGUUCCCCUCCAAUAUUUUGUUAGGGGGUGGGCAAAGGGACCUCGACCCCUAGGAGUUGGCUUCUAUGGACUGGCCUCUAAUGCCACACGCAGGGAGCUUCGAGGCCGAGUGGGAGGAUUUGAACCCAGGUCUCUCCCAGGUCCUAGUCUGACAAGCUAAUCACUAUGCCACCCCGGAUCUCUUAAAAAGAGAUCCUUCAACAAUGGAGGCCAAAAGGCAACAUAAAAGUGUACUGAUUUGGGAGGACUAGAGGAAAGGGAGGGGGCGCUGACACCAGCCGCUCUUAAAGGGCUCAAAAACCGCCCCCAGAUAGGAGAAGAGGAAGGAUGUGCGCGGGAGCAGGAGUGACGCGAGGAAUCAGGGCAUCAUUGGCAUUGCGCGUAAUUGCGCAGGGGUGCGCGCAGACAUCUUUGCUAGCGGCACCGAGGACUUCCCAACGUGGCGGAGAUGGGGAGCCCACGGCCAUGUUGGCUGCCAGUCCGGCGAGCGACGGGCCACGGGGGGUCGACCCCACCUGAACUCCCCAUUCUCAUUUCCCGUCGACCGGCUUGCAGGAAUUGGUGGGACUUUGCUGGGAGGUCCCUUCCCCAGCUUUCUGAAUGAUUUAAUUUGUAACGCGCUGCCUUUCUGGCCAAGGAAGCCAAGGCGGCUCACCAUUUUCGAAUGCAGAAGCCAAUAAAUUACACAGCAUAAACCAAGAAGUUCUCGCUGAAGUAGGAACCAGACCGAGGUGAGGAGUUGAGUUUUGGCGCGCCUCUUCCGCUCCAGCGGAGACGAGGAGCCCGCAGUUCUCCAGAUGUGGUCCCCAGGCUCCAGCAGCCUCUGGAGAGCCGCAGGGCCCUCAUCCCAGCGCCCCGAGCUUGGGGAGGGCUGUUGCGCCAGCAGCCUGCUUCCAAGAUGCACCUGGAGGAUGGGCAGCGCCAGAAAAGCAUCUCGGACCACCGAGGUCUUUGGUUGGACCUCCAAAUGUCAGCUGCUGGCUGGGCCGCUGGCUUCUAGCUCAUGCGCAGACCGCUGGGGCGCACAGAUGGGGCGGGUUGUUCCCCCUCCAAAGUAGGAACAAGGACCUCCGGAAACCUAACACCUGAGCAUGUCGUUCCUGCUUUUCAAGUUGGCUUCAACUUUUAAUAGUAGCUCGGGCUUACUAGCCCCGAAUGGCCUUUGCCCCAGGAGCAGCUUUGGCAGAGGCAUUUCCGUGGCCAGCGGCCGCCGCCGCCGCCUGCCUUCCUUCCUUGCUCCGGAGGAAGGUGGGAGGCGAAGACGCAUCCUCUGCCAACGGACACCGCGGGAUGGCCGGGCCUCCUCUUCUCCCGGGUUCGUGGGAGUCGCUUUUGGCGGCUGGGAGCCUCUCCUGGCUUCUCCCUCCCGCUUCCCCUCUUCUCAGGGACUAGGGCGGGAGGUAGGAUAUGGGGCGAGUUUCUUCUUUUGGAAGCGGGGGAGGAGAGCGCUCGCUUCCAGGGCGCGCUUCCAAGGCAGCUGCUGCGCUUUGGGGAAGAGUGUCGGCAUCGGGGAUGGAGGCCGGGGGAGGCCAGCAGAGAAGCACCUGCGCGGGUUUCACAACCGUGACACAUUCUUGCGCUCUGCUCGAGGGUCGUGGCGCGGGCAGUGGCGCGAAAUAACAACAGCUAGCUUGGGAAAGGGGCCUUUACGCCUAGGACCACGCUCUCCGUCCCCCUCGCCAGGACCAUCCUGCAGGCAUCCUCUUCCCCCUGAUGCCCCGAGGGUCUAACAUCCACACAGUGUUCAGAUGUGCAUUAAAGGUCUAGCCAGCACGCCCUGCUUAAAUUCAAACGUGUUUCAAAGUUACAGUGUGCACGCGACCUGCAGUGUCGCCAAAGCGGGGCGGAGCAGGGGCCAGAUUCGUGGCGUUCCCCCACCCCGCGUGCAGUCGUUUGAACGCAGCCUGGGCCUUCCUGGUCGGAUUUUGUCUGACGCCUUUUCCCCGCUUUCUCUCCCUUUCCCCCUUCUUCUCCUCCCUCCCUCCCUCCUCCCUCCAGCCGUGCGCGCCGACCGCAUGCGGGGUGGCCGGAACAAGUUCGGGCCCAUGUACAAGCGGGACCGAGCCAUGAAACAGCAGAAGAAGGCGCUGAUCCGCGCCAACAGCUUCAAACUGGAGACCGCCCAGCCGCCCAUCGUGUCCCCGGUGCAGGCGGCGGCGGAGUACGGCGGGCUGUCGGCCUCGCUGCACGGCCUAAGCCACCACCACCACCAGUCUGGGGUGGCAAAGGCGCUGCCCCCGCCCGGCAGUGGCAGCAGCAGCAGCAGCAGCAGCAGUAGCUCCAGCAGUUCCGGCAGCGGUGGCGGUGGCAGCGGGAUAAGCAGCUCCACCGCCAUGGCGCCCGUCGACUACGAGCGCAGCUCCUACGGGACGCCCGCGCUGGCCAUGCCGGUGCCCUCGGGUCACGGGCCGCUCUCGGGUUACCACUACCAGCCCUUCGCCAACCGGGCCAUCAAGUCCGAGUUCCCGGACCCAUACGCGAUGCAUCCAAACGAGGCAGCCCCGCCGUACCCCUACCCGGAGGUCUACCCCAAUGGCGGCUCCGCAGCCACUGGGGGCGACUUGCCCGACGUGAUCCUGAAGUUGCUGCAGCAGGAGCCCGACGAGGCGCAACUCAAGGCCCGCAUCCUGGCCUGCCUGCAGGAGGAGCAGAGCAAGGCCCGCCACGAGAAGCUCAACGCCUUUGGCAUCAUGUGUAAGAUGGCGGAUCAGACCCUCUUCGCCAUCGUGGAGUGGGCGCGCAGCUGCAUCUUCUUCAAAGAGCUGGAGGUGAGUGGGGGGCGGGCGGGUUGUUGCUUUUUGCUGGGCAGGGGACGAACCCCCAGAGGAAAUGGCUUCCCACGACCUACAUCUCCCUGACUUGGGCAUGUUUCCAGAGGUUGCUUUGUUUGGUCCCGGGGGUGGGGUUGGGUGGUGAGGAGGAAGGUUGAAGUGUGGGUGGAGCAAGGCCUGCUUUGAGCACGUGCAGAGCGCCGGCAGCGAACACAGGGUAAGUCUUCUGCCAGGUAAGGACUCCCUCAGCUUCACCUGCACUCAGUAAUUUAUCUUGGGAACCCUCUUUGAGGUGCCCACCUGGCCCAGGGGCUGCCACAAGAAAGGGCUGCUGGUGCCCAGUUCUCUCUGCAGAGGUCGAGGCCGCCCCUUGCCUUCCUCCCCAGGCCCUGUGGGCGAGCCGUGGUGGGCACCUGGGAAGCCUUGGCCAAAGGCAGUUGGUUGAUUGCUGAGCCCAACAGCCACCCUUUCAGGGCCUUCAGCUCAGAGUUGCUCAGGGACAACCUAAAAGACUGUCCUGCCCACUAUGCCAGUUGGUUACUGGUGUCCAUUUGGGCUGAUGGGGCAGCUGCCAGGCCCACCCCCUGGACAGGUUGUAAAUGAGAAUGGGGAGGCUGCUGAGAGCGAGCAGAGGCUGGUGGGCCCACAGGUGCCUCAUUGGCCAGAGGUGUCUUAAAAGUAAGCCCCAUAGAGUGCAAUGGGGCUUACUCCCAGGUAAGUGUGUGUAUGAUUUCAGGCAUGGCUGCUGCAUCCCUCAAUGCUUGGAAAGGGGUGUGCGUGCGGAUAUUGAGGCAUGGCCUCCCCUUAGCCUGUGCAGAAGGGAUCUGCUUCAUCUUAUAUUUUGGGGUCCCAGGCGGAACAGCAGACCCACAUGGACCGUCUCCCUCCCGAACCUUACAGAAGGGCAGGUGUGCGCGUGAGAGUGGGGAGAGGCCCCUUCUGUGCUCAGCCCUCAGCUGAGAGUGGAUCCGGGACCUCACUUGGGCCCGGGGAAUCCGAGUUCGAAUCCCUUCCCGAAAGGUAAAGGGACUCCUGACCAUUAGGUCCAGUCGCGGACGACUCUGGGGUUGCGCACUCCAUCUCUAUAGGCCGAGGGAGCCGGUGUUUGUCCGCAGACAGCUUCCGGGUAUGUGGCCAGAAGGACUAAGCCACUUCUGGCGAACCAGAGCAGCGCACGGAAUCUCUUUCCUAAAUGGUGGGCUUAUUCACCACUUGGGAAAAAUGCAUUAUGAGUGGCAGAGAGCUGCCCCCCCCUUUGAAAGUGUCAUUCAGUGUGAAUCUGUGGUGGUGUGAGAUUUGCACCCAGGACUCCUCAGUGGAUCAGCAACCUGCACUGUACAAGCCCUUGAGGAAAUGGCUACAAUAAAUAAGACCAAAGCAAUAGCCGGUGUAGAAAUGCUUUCAAAUGAAUGAAAAUUCAUGUGUUCAGGGCAGCUUCUUUCAUUAGCAAUGACGGGGCUUUCACAUUUCAAACAGCUAAAUGAACUCUCCCCAGCGUGCCUUUAUAGUGUCCCACUAAAACUGCUAUUGGAGUUUUAAAAACCCCACUGGCCAGGCAAUUGAUGGGCAUAACUCAUUUGAGGCCUGGCCAGUGUGGGAGGAAGAGGGCUCAGCUGGCAAAUGGGGCUCCAGAAGAUUCCUCUGUUAAGGAGCCAGAGGCACCGCCAGGGUCCCUGGGCUCUCACUGCCUGCCUUCCUCCAAGGCCGGUGGAUCUCUGUAGCCCUCUCUCCUCACUCCAGGCAGGCAACAAACUGCUCUCCGAUUGCAACUUCGCUUUUUAGAUCUGGGUUUAAGAUCUUCUGCACGAAACAGGUCUGCCAUUGGAAGGCCAUUGCUUGGAUGUAUAAAUAAAAUCUCAGAGCACAUCACAACAAUUGUGCAUAAAACCAUACAAGAAAAGCUAUAUAACAAAGUUAACAUUAAAGUAAAGGUAAAGGGACCCCUGACCAUGAGGUCCAGUUGUGACCGACUCUGGGGUUGCGGCGCUCAUCUCGCUUUACUGGCCGAGGGAGCCGGCAUACAACUUCCGGGUCAUGUGGCCAGCAGGACUAAGCCGCUUCUGGCGAACCAGAGCAGCGCACGGAAAUGCUGUUUAGUUUCCCGCCAGAGUGGUACCUAUUUAUCUGCUUGCACUUUGACGUGCUUUCGAACUGCUAGGUGGGCAGGAGCAGGGACCGAGCAACGGGAGCUCAGCCCGUCGUGGGGAAUCGAACUGCCAACCUUCUGAUCGGCAAGUCCUAGGCUCUGUGGUUUAACCCACAACGCCACCCGCGUCCCUAAAGUUAACAUUAUUAAUCAGCUAAAGGCUGUGGAAAGGUGUGUUCUUAAUUGCCUGCAUAAGCCUUAUGGGAUAGAAAAGAAUUUAGCAGGUAUGUGAACGUUGAAACAGAAGGGGCCGGGAUUCCAUGCCGUGUGAGCGAAGGAAAUAGUUUAUUAUUUGUUUGUUUGUUUUUACAUUUAUAGCCCACUUUUCCCUCCAAAGAGCUCAAGCUGUUACACACAGUUCUCUUCCUACCCUCUUUAUUCUCACAGCAACCCUGUCAUUUAGGGAAAGUGACUGGACCAAGGCCACUUAGCAAGCUCCUUCAGGCCUUGUUCAAAACUGCAACCAUGACGGCUUCAGAGGGUUCUCCUGACUGGGGUGGGGGGAGGUGAUCUCCAACACUUGUUUUCAAUACCAGUGCUCACCAACUUGGGACAGCACGGUGUAAUGGUUAGAGUGUCAGACUAGGAAAAAGUUAACAGUAGAUUGGGAGCAAAAUUCUCUAGGCAGUUUGUCCUGAAAUUAUGACGAACUUAACACCAGUGUGUACCUCACAGGGUAGUUUUGAGAAUAAAAUAGAGGGGAGCGAAGGGGGACCAUGGAGGCCAAGGUGGAAUAUACCAGAUUUUUCGCUCUAUAAGAUGCACUUUUCCCCUCCUAAAAAGUAAGGGGAAAUGUGUGUGCGUCUUAUAGAGCGAAUGCAGGCUGCGCAGCUUUCGCUGAAGCCAGGAGAGCAAGAGGGAUCGAUCCCUCUUGCUCUCCUGGCUUCGCUUCGCUGGAGAGGCGCUGCACAGUUUUCCCUCUCUGCGCAGCGCCCCUUCAGUGAAGCGGGAGGAGAAAUGGAAGGGGCUCCGUUUCUCCUCCUGCUUUGCUGGAGAGGCGCUGAGCAGAGAGGGAGAGAACAUUUUUUUUCUUGUUCUCCUCCUCUAAAACUAGGUGCAUCUUAUGGUUGGGUGUGUCUUAUAGAGCGAAAAAUGUAAUAUAACAGCAAAUGUAAUAUAACAGGAAAAGGGGGGUUAGGCAAAUGCGUGGGGCGUAAGGUGAACGGUGGCUACUAGUCACGAUGGCACCUCCAGAGUGAAUACUAGUUACCUGGGGCUCAGCAGUGGGAGAGAACUGCUAACACCCCAACACCCUGCAAAUGUCCCAGGGGCAUCUGGGAAAUGGGUUGCUGGCCUGCAAGCCCCAAAUCCUCUGGGAGUGGACAGGAAGGCUAAUCUUGUUCUAGGACAAAAGUCAUUCCCCAACUAUUGCUAAUCUCCCUUUACUGUGAUGUAGACAUCACAGUCUCUGCCUUCAAAGACACAGCCCCCUCUCCCCAGAAAUGGGGGCUUGAACACGGUGAGGGGGAGGUAUUAGUCCCUGAUCUGGACUUUGUGUAGAAAUGAAGUCUCUCCACCACAAUAAUGAGCUUCAGAACUUAUCUCAGUACUAGCCACACUAAGACAAACACUGCAGAAUAUCAAAGAAAGACAUUGCAAGCAAGAGGUGGGCUUCAGUCCUUUAUGUAGUUCAAUGGACUUCCCUCUCUCUGAUCCUGGAGGGAGAUCCUAUGUUGGGUCAUCAGUGCAGAACUUCUGCAACAACAGCUGCUCCUAGCCAUCUGCAGCAGGCACACGCGUGGCUUCCCAAAUUUCAGCUUCCAGCUCAUGUUUCCAGAGGUGAGUCAUCAGGUACUGAAAUGGAAAAAUACCAGCCUCCGCUGAUGCUUUUGCUGGAGUGGAACCUCUUGCCUAAGGUAAACGUCCCUUUACAGCAUUUUCAGUACAGUGCCCUCAAACACGGCAAUUUAUUUACAUUGAAAUUUACAGCUUUAAUUGGGGGGGGGGGGGGGGAACAGACAACUUGGUGGUUAAUGCUUUGUCUCGCAGAACCGUUGCUCCAAUCUUGCUCCAGCUCUGAUGAGAGUAAGUGGAGCAGCCUGGUGCCCUACAUCCUUGCUCAGAGUUAGUGGCCAGACCCACACUAUAAAGUCCUCUUACACCACUUUAAAUAGCCUUGGCUUCCCCCGAGAAUUCUGGGAGUUGUAGUUUUUAAGGGUGCCAAGAGGCAUUAGGUGCGCCCUCGCCCUCUCAGGUACUUCAGUUCCCAAAGUGGCGCUACAGUCAGAAACUUAGCCAGGGCAAGGGCAGACUGAUGUGCUGCAGAAGUCACAGCCCAAAGAAGACUGGAUGUCUGGAUUGGGACCAAGCCAUUCUCUAGCCGUGCGCUGUUCUCCCAGCUGGCGGCCAGACCCACACUAUAGACUGAAAGUUCUCUUACACCACUUUAAAUAGUCCUGGUUUCCCCUUGGGAUGACGGGCCUGAUCCAGCAGGCUCUUUCUGCGUUCUUACGGCUCCUAGCCCUGAAGGCUGUGCUUUGCCUCCCACACGCAGAGGCAACAAUGCUGCUGAAAACCAGUUGCUGGAAAUUGCAGGAGGGGAGAGAGAUGCUCUUGGCAGCGGCGGAGGAGGCCGCUUGGGCGCCUGGGGCAGUACAGCCAGGGGCAGGGCACACCGUGGGGCCUCUGGAGUCUGCCUGCCUCCUCCCACUCAGCCGCCUUGCCUUGCAGCUGGGGGGGGGGGAGGUAGUGGGUGGACCGUUUGGGCAGAGCGGAGCCUGCACGCACCCAAGCACCAAGUCCCUUCCAGGCGGGAUGCGUGGCUUGGGUGCGCUGCAGACCCGUGGUGAGUGCCGCCCGGCAUUUUGUCACCCCCUCAGUGGUGACACCUGGGUGGGCUGCCCCCACUGCACCCCCUUCCUCCGCCACUGGCUCUUGGGUUCAUGUCCUUCGCAGGUUUCCCAGAGAGGGCAUCUGGUGGGUCACUGUGAGAUAUUGGACAAGGUGGGCCACUGGCCUCAUCCAGCAGACGCUGGUGUUCUUGUGAAUGUCCUCCUGGCCAGCCCUUCCAGACCCUGAGUUUGAAGCCAGGGUGCCCUUUGUAACCCCUCCCAAACUGCUCCUUUCCUUCAGGGACUGCAGCAGCCCCCGAACUCUGCAAUGGCACCAAACGGUGCCAGUGUGUCAGAACCCUCCAGCCUCCCCAACCCCUUUCCGUACAUAAUUGCGCAGAAGGCCGAGGGGACCGGCUGCGUUGCCACUGGGCUAAUUGGCCUCUUGACACCAGUUCCCAGUGCAAUAUUCUGCCCCUCACCCCCCACCCCACCCGCCUUCUCCCAGGGCAGCCAGAUUGAAAUCAGAUUUAACCUCCCAGAUAUAUCGUUUCAUUUAAGGGCUAGUAAUUCUGUCAGUCCGACUCUGACAAACGAGAGCCUCGCCUGCCAAUCUGCGGGCAAGAGUGAUGUGCUGCUGUUCCUGGUGUGUCAGGCGCCGGAGAGUUACAGGCUCCGCUGGCCUUCGAGAGGCAAGACUAAUAACCGGCCAGGCCAGGGGAGAUUUGGGCGGGGGGCGGGGAGGCGGUUUCUUGUUUAUGGAGGGAGGUGUGUGGCGAGGGCAGGCAAGCCGAUAGGUGGGGGCGGGGGGAGAGGUCAGAGCUGAUACCCAUAAAUACCCUCUCUUAAGUGAGCUGAGAUGAGAUGUGUCAAGGCUUGAAGGAAGAUUUGCGGGGAUGGAGUGUCUGGGCAGGGAGGUGGAAUAGAUUGCUCUUGGGGUUGUCCUGGGUUUGGGCUCUUCUGUCCUCUUCCACUGACAACCUAUAAUUUAAUAAAUUAUAUAGAGAUGGAUUUCUCCUGGCGAUGGGAGGCUUGAGGGUGGCUCCAAGCAAUGGGGACCUGACCGGAUGGGCGCUGGGGCUUGGUCUGGGCUGAGGUCUCGUGAUUUGAAUGCCCAGUAGGGUGUGGAUGGAGAGAUCUGAGGCUGGCUACAAGAAAGAACCAGCGUGGUGUAGUCAUUAAGAGUGUCAGACUAAGACCUGGGAGAGGCCAGGGUUCAAAUCCGAAACUGGCUACCAUGAAGCUCACCGGGUGUGACCGUGGUCCAUUCACUGCCUCUCUCAGCCCAACCCACCUCACAGGUUGUUGUGGGAAUUGAAUGAGGAAGGGGAGAAAACCAUGUAGACCACUUUGAGCUCCUUGGGGGGAAAGCUGGGAUAUAAAUGCUAAUGCUAAUAAUAUGGGACGCAGGUGGCACCCCAGAGCCUAGACUUGUCGAUCAGAAGGUCGGCAGUUCGAAUCCCCGCAACGGGGUGAACUCCUGUUGCUCGGUCCCUGCUCCUGCCCACCUAGCAGUUUGAAAGCACGUCAAAGUGCAAGUAGAUAAAUAGGUAGCGCUCUAGCGGGAAGGUAAAUGGCGUUUCCGUGCGCUGCUCUGGUUCGCCAGAAGCGGCUUAGUCCUGCUGGCCACAUGACCCAGAAGCUGUACGCCGGCUUCCUUGGCCAAUAAAGUGAGAUGAGUGCCGCAACCCCAGAGUCGGCCACAACUGGACCUAAUGGUCAGGGGUCCCUUCACCUUUACCUUUUUAAUGCUAAUGCUAAUAAUAAUAAUAAUAAUAAUGAUAAAUGAUAAAACAUUUGAAGAUAUUAGUACUGUGCAAGUGAUCAGUGCUGUGAAUUGAUGAGUCGACACGGGGGGGGGGCGUGGUUUUGUGUUCAAACUGUGCGAGAGGGGAAAUGUUUUGCCAAAGUGACUCUGAAAUAAUUGGAGUGGGCAGGAACGCGCCUUGGUGGUGGAAGCAAAGACCCCCUCCUGCGGAUAGAUUGGACAAUUGCGGUGUCUGGGCCCUCUAUUUGUGUGUGGGUUCUAUUUUGCAGCGUUUGGGUUCUAUUUUGCAGCGUUUCACUGACGCAAUAAUGUGUGUGGGUUCUAUUUUGCAGCGUUUCACUGACGCAAUAAUAGCGCGUUCGUGGUGGAGUUGCACCGGACUGUCCCAAUAUCAUUCUGCUUUAUUAGUUGUUCUGCAGUGUUAUUGUGCUAUUAUUACCUGGAGGAGCAACUCUUGUGUAACGGAUGCUGAACGAAAAGAUGCCCCAGCCCACCACUCCACACAAUAGCCAUCACAUUUCUGGUAUGAAAUAUCACAAGAUUUCAGCAGGAACAUGCACCAGUUGUGCUCCGUGAAACUUUUGCAGGGGCAAACUGUCCCGAAAGUGGGAUAACCUAUAACCACCCUGAUACCUAGAGAUGGGAAGGCCUGGAAAUCCCAGGAAAAUUGACCCCCCCCAGGUUUUUUCCAUAUCCCCCCACAGCCCUUUUCCCCCAGAUUUUUUUUUUUUUAAAUAGUUUGAUAUAGUUUGAAUAUUCCACACAUUUUAAAAAAAAAAUUUCUUGAAAAAAACGGCUUUGGAAAAAAACAGAAAAAAAGCCUGCCCCCCCAAUUUUUCUGUCCCCCCCCCCGGCCUUCCAGCACCCCCCCCCUUUAGAGCUCCCUGCCAACUGACACCAGGCAGGUGCUCUCACUGUACUCGUUCCAGCAACGGCUCAAAACAUUUUCAUUAGGGCUGUUGUAAACAUCUGAUCGCGUAGAAGCUGCAUGCGAUCUGCUUCCUUUUAAUCACUGCUGACUUUAAUCACCUUUUGAUUACUCUUAAAUGCCUGCUUUUAACUGUGUCUUAUCAAUCGUUUUAAUGUUCUCUUGUAUAUCUUUGUUAACUGUUUAGAAGCUCUCUUACCAUCAUGCGGUUUAUAAUAUAUAAUAACAAAUCCAAUUAAAAAACACUCCUUUUCCUUUCAAAGAGAGUUUGAGCCUUAGUGCAACAUACUAUCCAGUAACUGGAUGUUGGUCACUUCUGGGCCUGGCAUGCAGAAAAAUUGAAAGCUGUUUUUUAGAAGUCCAUGAGAAAAAUGACAAAUAGGAAGGUGAAGAAGAAAUGGAAAUGACAGCAGUAGUUCAGAAAAUGAGAUAGAAGGAACUGCAUGUAUAUGUUGUGUCUUCUGUUUGUUUUCAUUUUUUAAGCUCUACUCAAAGAGUAGACCUUCUAUGGAGCUUAAAUAUUGAGGUGGACCUUAACUUUAUUUGCUGUUGGUGCUAAGGGGCAAAUCUGAUUAUUUUUAUGUUGAUGGUUCCUUGCUUUUUUUGUUGCUUUUGAGGGAAAGGGGGUGGUAACCUGUUUUAUUGCAAGCAUAAUACUUUCAUAUACAUUGCAUUUCACGCAAUUUGUAAAACUACUCCACACUGAACAUUUUUUCAUUUUUUCCAAGAUUUCUAUUUUUUUUCUGGGAAAAAACAGGGGGGAAACAUUUUUUCCUCAUGGCAUCAAAAUUUCUGGAAAUUUUACAUCUCUACUGAUACCAUCAUGACCAGUUUUGGAACUUUGUUUGCUUUUGAGAUCUGUGGCUAGUUGCCUGAUGGAAACCUUCUUUCCUGGGGCUCUCCUGUGUCUGAUAAAUACUUUGAAAGCUCAUUGGAGAGUCUGUAGUGGGAGGGUCUGCAAAGGAGGGCCAUGGCUGCUCUUGGCUGUAAUUAUCUUCAUAGAAUCAUAGAACUGCAGAGUUGGAAGAGACCCUCAGAGUCAUCCAGUCCAACCCCCUGCAAAGCAGGAAUCUCAGCUAAAACAUCCAGGACAGAUGGCCAAACCCAACUCUGCUUAAGAACCUUCAAAGAAGGAGAGUCCACCACCACCUUCCCAGGUAGUCUAGUCCACUGUUGGGAAGUUCUUACUGUUAGGAAGUUCUUCCUAGUGUUUUGUUGGAACCCCAUUUUUAAAAAAGUUGAAUCCAUUGGUUCGGGUCCCACCCAUCAGAGCAGCAGAAAACCAGAUUGCUUCAUCUGCCAAGUGACAAGCCUUCAUAUAUUUGAAGACAGCUAUCCCAUCACCUCUUAGUCUUUUCUUCUCCAGGCUAAACAUCCCCCAAUCCUUCAAGCUUUCAUCAUCAGUCUUGAUUGUGAACAGAGCUCCCCCCCCCCAUGGAACUCACCAGAACUUAGUUCCUGCACCUCUCAGGUGGGCACCAUUGCCAUUAUAAGAGAACAAUAGAGGCGUUCAGGGUGAGUUGCGGCACCUCUUUUUCUAGAAAAAUAGCACUGGUUUUGAGACCUUUGAUCUUCUUGGUCACCCUCCCCUGCACACAUUUCAACUUGUCAACCUCCUUCUUAAAUUGUGGCACCCAGAACUGGACACAAGACUCCAGGAGGGAUCUGUCCAAGGCAGAAUAGAGCAAUACUAUGACUCCCAAUGAUCGGGACACUAGACUUCUGUUUAUGCAACAUAGCAUUGCAUUACAGUCGUACCUUGGUUGUUGAACGGAAUCUGUUCAGGGGGUCCGCUCAACUUCUGAAAAUGCUCGACAACCAAGGCACGACUUCUGAUUGGCUGCAAGAGCUUCCUGCACUCAAUCAGAAACCGCAGAAGCCGCGUCGGACGUUCGGCUUCCAAAGAACAUUCGAAAACCGGAACAUUCACUUCUUAAGUCGUUUAGUCAUGUCCGCCUCUUCGUGGCCCCCUGGACCAGAGCAUGCCAGGCCCUCCUGUCUUCCACUGCCUCCCGCAGUUUGGUCAAACUCAUGCUGGUAGCUUCGAGAACACUGUCCCACCAUCUCGUCCUCUGUCGUCCCCUUCUCCUUGUGCCCUCCAUCUUUCCCAGAAUCAGGGUCUUUCCCAGGGAGUCUUCUCUUCUCAUGAGGUGGCCAAAGUCUUGGAGCCUCAGCUUCAGGAUCUGUCCUUCCAGUGAGCACUCAGGGCUGAUUUCCUUCAGAAUGGAUCGGUUGGAUCUCCUUGCAGUCCAUGGGACUCUCAAGAGUCUCCUCCAGCAGCAUAAUUCAAAAGCAUCAAUUCUUCGGCGAUCAGCCUUCUUUAUGGUCCAGCUCUCACUUCCAUACGUCACUACUGGGAAAACCAUAGCUUUCCCAGCAAAAUAGCAAAAUACACCAGAACAAUUAAAAAACAGUAUUAAUAAUGUACCCCCGCUUCUUAUAGCAAUGUGUCUACAGGAACAACAACAGCAAUAUUAUCUGAUACUAAAACUGAAAGUUAUGAUACAUUUACGGCUCCAUCUGGAUGGGCUCAUUUUGUUGGUUUGCCUAUAGAUUUUGGGCUGGGGCAGGUGGGGACAUCCUUUCUGCUGUGGAGUUUGUGCUUAACUUAUGUGGAUGGUUUUUGAAUCUGGUUGAGCUAAACCCAAAAGAAAGCACCCGUUUCCCUUGGAAUAGGGGGAAUCUCCACUCCCAUUAACUAUAAGGGAGAGGUGAUAUUUCGUCUGCAUUUUGAUGGAAAAGUACCCAGUCCACACAACUUGAACCAAUACAAUAUCCUGAAGAAGGAUUUUGAGGAGCUGGAAUGGGGUCAGAGGAAAGGGACCAAAGAUAAAGGUUCUUGCAACCCAGACUUAAAAUGAAUGUCUGAGGGAUAUGGCGGUGUUUAGACUGGAGAAGAGGAGACUGAGGUGGCCAUAUUCAGAUAGCGGAAGGGUCACUGGAAGAUAGAGCAAGCUGCUCCAGACAGUAGGGACCAAACUAUCAGAUUCAAGUUAACAGAAAGGAGACUCAGCCUAAACAUUAGGGAAGAACUUUCUGACAGUAAGAGCUAUCCAACAGUGGAACAGAUUUCCUCAGAAGGUGGCCGACUCUCCUUGGAGGUUUUUAAGCAGAAGUUGGGUGGCCAUCAGUCAUGGAUUCUUUAGCUGAGAUUCCUGCAUUGCAGGGGGUUGGACUGGAUGACCCUUGGGGUCCCUUCCAGCCCUACAAACCUGUGAUUCCAAGUGAGCUGAAACACAAUUAUCUUUCAAAAUUCGUACUUCUCUGAAUUAAGUAAUGCAGUUCCCCAUCCAGUGUGUACAAGAAUGCAUACAUUAGGAGGAAGUGUGCCUAAAAAGGCAUGCAUUAGUGAAAUUAGAUAUAAAAAUGCAUUAUGUUAGAGGAAACUGAUUGCAGGAAUGUUUCAAGUUCAUCAAAGGUGCAUCUAAAAAAUAGUGUUUAUUAGGUGAAAUUCACAAUUAAAUGCUGAUGAAAUUUCAUGAGGAUUUCUUAUUUUUUGUUUGUGGAAAUGUGGAAAGCUGAAUUUAAUAUUAGAAAAACAAGAAACUGAAAUUGACAGAUUCAUGUUGAGCCCAGCCAACAUGGCUAGAGGUCAGCAGCGAUGGGAGUUGUAGUCUGAUAACAUCUGUAGGGAAGGCCGUGGGAGGCUGCACAUUUGCAUUUUUUGCUUUCUUUUAGGUAGGGUUAAAUGUCCUGCACGCCCAGUUCUUGGGACUGAGAAGGGGAAGGAGAAGGAAGUUGCAAGCCUGUUGUGCUGGACUGACAUCUAGGCAGGCAAUUAAACAACAUCUUGCUUUCCUGAUGAUCUUGGUGGUGGUUGGGGGAGGGGAGAGGUCAGUCGCUGAGACAUCUGAAGGCUGCUAACCUCUUAUUAACACCUCCAAUUUGUGAAAGGUUUUGAUUGUCAUCUCCUGGCCCAGCUUUGUCCCUUCCCAAUUGUCGAGGGGACGCAUCCAAUCUUCACCAAAUAAUUGUGCCCUCUGCAGCUCCCUUCCCCCGCUGCAGUGGCUGCAUCCGUAGCAGCCUCUCAGAGAGACUUGUGGACAUGUUUCAUUUUGAGUGAUCAUAACAGCACAAGAAGAGGCUGCUGGAUCAGGCCAGUGGUCCAUUGAGUCCAGCAUCCUGCUCUCAGAUGCCUCGGAUGGGAAACUUUGGAGCCAUCCUGGCUAGAAGACAUUGACAGCCCUCUCUUCCUCCUCCAUGAAUUUGCCCGGUCCUCUUUUCAAGCCAUCCAAGUCGGUGGCCAUCACUGCCUCCCAUGGCGGGGAGUCCCAUAGUUUAACUUUUCUUUGUCUUCCAACAUCUUCCAAUAUUCAACUUUCCUCCACACCAUGUGUGAUUUUAUAAGCUUCCGUCGUGACGCUUCUGACUUGCCUUUUCUCUAUAAACGAAAAAGUCUCCAAAGUUGCAACCUUUCUUCGUAGGCAAGUCCAUCCAAUCUGUCCUUUGGGUUGCCCUUUUCUGCACCUUUUCCACCUCGUGGCUGCCACCCAUCUGUCUCAAGAAGGCAAGCCAUUGCUUUUUAGCAGCGCCAAAGUGACCUCCCCAGGGUGCAAACCCUGGCAGUGUGUCUGGAGGUCCUGGGCUGCCCAGAUGAUACUCUCAGCCUGCUUCCGAAGGAGAGCAGAGCAAGACUUUUGGCACCAGCUUAAGUGUAAGAGAGGGGACACGGGUGGUGCUGUGGGUUAAACCACAGAGCCUAGGACUUGCUGAUCAGAAGGUCGGCGGUUCGAAUCCCCACAACGGGGUGAGCUCCCGUUGCUCAGUCCCUGCUCCUGCCAACCUAGCAGUUCAAAAGCACGUCAAAGUGCAAGUAGAUAAAUAGGUACCGCUCCGGCGGGAAGGUAAACGGUGUUUCCGUGUGCUGCUCUGGUUCGCCAGAAGUGGCUUGGUCAUGCUGGCCACAUGACCUGGAAGCUGUACGCUGGCUCCCUCGGCCAGUAAAGCCAGAUGAGCGCCACAACCCCAGAGUCGGCCAUGACUGGACCUAAUGGUCAGGGGUCCCUUUACCUUUAAGUGUAAGAGUUGCUUGAUGGGGGCAUUCAAAGAGCCACACUCCACAUUUGUGUCGGGUUUGCUCCUUAGCCUUUUCCCCUCCCAAAGAUACCUUGCAAGGCAGCAAAGGUUUAAGGUCAGUUUUCUUUCUCCUAGAUGGGCUCCCUUCCCAGGUGGACAAGCCCCACCUGCCCCUCACUUUCCUCUGCAGCACAGGCAGAAACUGCCUUCUUGACUGUUGGACCCACUCUUGGUCAAUACUCAAUGCGUGAGAACCUUGUCUUCGCAGGCAGGGGAAGUUCCUAACUCACUGAGGGUUUGAAACCCACCAGCUCCCCUCACCUGGUUUAGCCGGCCAGUCGAGGCCAUUGCUGCUGGGCUUGUGGCUCCUGUCUCAUGCUGACAGCUUCUGGGAGCCACAGUUGAGAGCUGAGUGCAGAGUGGGGACCAAAGGGGGAUGGACUGCCUCAGAAGGAGCAUCAUGUGUUCCCCCCACAUGAGGUCCUGCCCCUCCCCUAACAUGCCAUACACCCCAACUCUACACUGUCCUUUUUUUAGAUGAGGCAACGAGCACCUGCAGACAUUUCUGUGACUUGGAGAUCAGGGGGUUGGCUGCCUCUCCUCUGCCUUCCCCCCUUUUUGUGGCUGCUCUCAGCGGCGCAGAAGCAAGGGCAGUGGAAGCAGUGGGCAGCCCCAAGCUCCACAGGGCUCUCCUUGGUUUGGGAGAAGGGGCAAUGGGUGACCUGUGCAACGCCCAAAUUCUGAGCCCCUCCGCCUCCCUCCCUCCCUCCCUUCUAAAUCAUAGUUGCAGUGCCCCCAACAGUGCUCUGCGCCCAGCGCAACUGAACUGGUCCUGCUCCCCUAAACCUGCCUCUGGCGGAGGCUGCAAGUCUUCCAACACACGCAGACACGCAGGCAAAACUGGUGUGUUCAAACCCCUCCAGGUGACUUGCAUGGAAGAAUUUUGCUCGAGGUUUUCAAAUCUCGUGGAGUUCCACAGUUGGAGGCAGGAAUGCUUCUGAAUGCCAGUUGCUGGAAACUGGCACAGGAGGGGGCAGAGGGCUGCUGUGGUUGAAUCCUGCUUGCUGGUUUACCAAUAGAGCCACCUGGUUGUCCACCGUGAGAGCUGGGCGUCCAUAUUGUGUCCUUGGCCUGUUCCACUUGCAGUUCAAGGCACCGAUUCCCUCUGUACUCCCUGAACUCUGCAGCACCCUUGUUACACAAGCCAGGCACAUUACGCAGACCUUGAAACAAUUUGCACCUCUAAAUAGCUACUUGGGACCAGUGCUCUUUGUGUUGGAGCGCUGUGCACCAAAGGUCAUCGGUCAGAGGGACACGGGCUUGUAGGUGUCUCUCACCCCCCACCCCAAUUCCUCUUGGAAAGCUUUGAUGCCAGAAAAGACACUUUCUGUAACUACCAAGGAGUUAAUUGUCAGUUUCAAGCAGUGGAGUCCUAGCCCACAUUGCAUCCUGCUGUUAUGAAGGUUUGCGAAGACAAUUAAAAGCCCUUCUCCUUUCCCCACUAGCCUACACACACACACACACACACACACACACACACACACACACACACGGAUUAUACCUCUUUUUGGCUGCUGUUGAUAAUUGGUGGGUCAGGGGUGUGGAGAAACUCUGCCUUUCCUAGCAGUUAGAACUGACUCUUUGUGAACCGAGGUUCAUUGCCUAACACCAUCAAGCAACGGGCUCCAGUAGCAUCAUGUUUUGAUUGGUGUGAGCUGUCUCUGCUUAGGUCUCCUGGACGAGAUCUGUGCCUUGGCCAUUAGCAUGGAGGUCCCUAAACCAAACUCUCAGUCUGCAUGUGCAAAGGAGGUGAUCUCAUGACAAAAAGAGACUGUGGGAAUUGCACUUUGUUGAUGUUCAUUUCUUCCUUGUUUGCACCAUGCACACACUUUGAAACAGGUAUUACUUUGUUUGCACCCUGUGGGCUGGAAGAGAUAGUGCUUUGCUUACACCCUUGUAGGGCAGGGAGGGAAGAGGAGACCCCCGGCAAGGUCGAAAGAGAAAGUGGUGGUCUCUGAGGUCUGGGAAGGCGGGCUGCAGGUUCAACCGCUGCCCUCGUUCUCAGUUGCUUAUCUGCAAAAUGGCAACAAUGGGAGCCUUAUUCCCCUCUAGGUUUGUUAGGUGGGCAGGUGUAAUUAACGUCUUUGCAAAUAAGGAGCACAUAGACAUUGCUAGCAACAGGACCUGCUUGAGUGGGGCAGUUCCUGGCCUGGGAUUAUGCAUUGGCUGAGGCAGGAAUGUUGAGUCCUGGAAGUCUCCUGCAACUCCACCUCCCAUUCCCUGAGCAAUCUCUCUCAGUGUAAGUGUGCAAACCCUAUAAAAGCUUUUCUUUUCUCCCGGCUCCUGCUUUAUUGCCACUCUCUGCUGGGGAAUCCCGGCGUCCUCUGCUUCCCUUCUUCCACAUCUGUCUUUUUUCUAUUAUAAGUGCCUUGCACAAUGGGUGCAGACGCCAGAGCUCUCGGGAGGAAGUGUAGGGCUGUGUGUGUGUGUGCAUCUUCACAGUCCAUGAAAUGCUCUGCUCACUUUUGCCAACGCUGUCAAGGUGUCUGCCUCAGGAGAGUAGCAACAUUUUGGGGAAGCAGGUGGCCUGAGGGGAGCUUGAAAGGGGGCCAAGGCAGCCAGUAGCUCUCUUUUGUGGGGCAGAGGGAGAAAUGAGGGAAGGGCUUAAUGUCCAAACUGACACUGCCCAGAGCUUUUGGGACUAUGACAAGCUUGAUUGGGAGUCAGUUUUACUUUCUCUGCUGGAUUUUGGAUUUUACUGUGGUAUUUUUGACUGUCCUGUGUUUCAGCUGAACCCUUUUGGGGGGUUGGAAUAAACUUUUUAGUCUGCUUUGCCCAGAGAACUAUACAAUGGGACAAUUCACAAUUAUCUAAGUACGUAAACUAAACUGAUAAUAAACUGCCCUGCUUACGGAAGUGUUCCUUUUUGUGCGUGGGUGGGUGGGGGGGAGGUGCCCCCUGACACUCACCCAUCCAGCUUCAGUUUCACUUCUGCCUCUUAGACUGAAGACUGUUCUCUGCGGGUGGUGUCCCUGGAGAAGCUGAACCCCUGGCUUGGCUGUGCCGGCAGCCGCCUUGGGCAGUGGGGAUGCCAGGGUUUGCUUUGCAUUUGAGGGCGUGUUUGUGAUGACCUGUCCUCCUCAUGGAGGCAUCUGGGAGCUUAUGUGCAGUCUUGCUAUACUUGGUGCAGUGUGGUCCUCACUGAAACGUUUGCAGGUACAAACUGCUUCCUUUCCAAUCAGUGCCAGUCCCAUAACUUCCUGCUGAAAUCCUGCAACAUUGCAUACCACAAAUGUUCCCAUUUGUUUAUUUGUUUGUUUUGUCUCACUUUUGUUGAGGUAUAAAGCACAAGAGAUGCCCCUCCAGGUGUCAACAAUAUGGGAACUUGGGAAGAACUUCGUCCAGAACAAAUCCACCACUAAUGAGAUAUUACUAUUGCAGAACAUACCUGACAGUGUGUGUGUGUGUGUCUGUGUCCCCGUCCCUGGUUUGGAGAGGCCCCGGAGUGUUUUUUGGGGUGUUUCAUUUAACCAAAGUGCAUCUUGCAAGUCUUGACAGAGGAAGGGCCACAGCUCUGGGGGUAGAGCCCCUGCUUUGCAUGCAGAAGUUCACUGGUUCAAUCCCCAGUGGCCUCAUCUCCAGGUAGGGCUGGGAUCACACCCUUCCUGAGACCCUGGAUAGCCACGGCUGCCAGUCAGGGUAUGCUAGGUGUGCCAAAUGGACCAGCGCUCUGACUGAGUACAAGGCAGUGAUCCUUUCCACAGUCCAGUAGGGUAAAGGUAAAGGUAAAGGUAAAGGUACCCCUGACUCUGGGGUUGCGCGUUCAUCUUGCUUUAUAGGCUGAGGGAGCUGGUGUUUGUCCACAGACAGCUUGACUAAGCCGCUUCUGGUGAACCAGAGCAGCGCACGGAAAUGCCGUUUACCUUCCCGCCAGAGCGGUACCUAUUUAUCUACUUGCGCUGGUGUGCUUUCGAACUGCUAGGUUGGCAGGAGCUGGGACCGAGCAAUGGGAGCUCACCCCAUCACAGGGAUUCGAACCGCCGACCUUCUGAUUGGCAAGCCCUAGGCUCUGUGGUUUAGACCACAGCGUCACACCACGUAAGACGGCAUUAUUAUGAUGUUCCUCCUGGGUGUACAGCUGAUGCCUGGGUGUGUGUGAGAGAGAAUACAACUUGUGAAAGGCUACCAGGUGGUAUCCUCUGGGGCCCCAAACCUCUAAAAGACUGCUAUGGAUUUAGCAGCGCAGCACCCCCCCUCUGCAACCUGCCCCCAUCCUUCCUGGGCAUGCAGGGGAGGGGGAGAGGGCACCCCGUUGGCACCAGGGAGUGAAGUGGGGGCUUUCCCUAACAGCCGGUUCCUUCCACUCCGCAUUCCUUCACGCUGGAGGAGCACAUACUGUGUCCCGGAGGGCAAAAUGUAUCGACAGCAGCCUCCUGAGAGACACUGGCCUUUUUGUGUGCAAACAACGGGGUGGUUCUCCCUCCCUCAGGGAUGGGGGAUGCGCCCAGCAAGACACUGUGUUGAGAACUGGGCGAGAUGCUGGGCCCGCGAAGGGAUUCAGAUAAGAGUGCAGAUGAGCCAAGCAGCCAUUGUGCUCUCCCGCUGGGGGCUGUGCUUGCUUUGCAGCUGGGGGCUGGUGGUGGGGUCUCCAAAGCCAGCCUUGCUGAGCUGCCCCCACAAACUGCCCCUGGAGCUCGAGGAGGAGGUAGGGAGGCUGAAACAAUUCAUUGCACUUCCUUCCUUCCUUCCUGUCUUCCUUCCAAGGAGCUCUAAGCGGUGCACAUGGUCUGUGUGUGUCUUCCUCGCCUGCGUUCUUAUCCUUGCAGCAACCCUGUGAGGUAGGCUAGGCUGAGAAGCAGCGACUGUCCCAAUGUUCCUCAGUGGUUCUGCCCUACUUUCCAAAAAGAGCUUUGCUGUCCUUACUCUUUGCAUUCAUGUCCCCCCUGUUCCUCCAAGGAGCUCAAGGCUCUCAUCCACAAAACAGCCCUGCCAGGUAGGCUAGACUGAGAGGCAGAGGCUCCCCCCCCCCAGGUGAGCUUCAUGGGGGAGCAGGGAUCUGAAGCCUGGCCUCCCUUGUCCUUGUCCGACCUGCUAACUGGCUCUCGGAGCCCCUCCUGGUCCCUCUGUGGAGUGGGGCCCCGGCCCUGCAUGCCUGCCCCAGAUGCUGACCCACAGAAGCUGGAGUCCUAAUAAAUUUGCCCGUUAAAAAAGCUGCAGCAAGGGACUGUUUUUGCCACGGCAGAUAAAGCCAUAAAUCUUGGACAGUUUAUCAACCUGCGUCCCCAAGUGCUGUUCAGCCCUGCGGGUUGGAGAGCCUGUCUCUGUCCUGUUCACACAAGCACUUGGCCGAGUGAGGCACUUGCAGGAUGUCCCGUGCUCAAUUUCCAGAAUCAUACAAGUCUAGAAGGCGGCGGGCAAAGUUGUGACUUGGGGGGAACAAUCUGAAAGUCUUGGUGGAACCUUCAAGGUCAAGAAAUUUAUUGCUGCGACUGCAGCUCACUCUUCCAGGUGCCUGAAUUGAAAUCUCAGUCGGGGGAAGCGGUAUGGUGAGAGCAGAAUGGCAAGGAGAUGCAAGAAUUAGUGACAAUUAAGGCUUAAAGGUAAAGGUAAAGGGACCUCUGACCGUUAAGUCCAGUCGCGGACGACUCUUGGGUUGCGCACUCAUCUCGCUCUAUAAGUCGAGGGAGCCGGCGUUUGUCCGCAGAGAGCUUCCGGGUCAUGUGGCCAGCAUGACUAAGCCGCUUCUGGUGAACCAGAUCAGUGCACGGAAACGCCGUUUACCUUCCCGCCGGAGGGGUACCUAUUUAUCUACUUGCACUUUGAUGUGCUUUCGAACUGCUAGGUUGGCAGGAGCAGGGACCGAGCAACGGGAGCUCACCCCGUCACGGGGAUUCGAACCGCCAGCCUUCUGAUCAGCAAGCCCUAGGCUCUGUGGUUUAACCCACAGCACCACCAGCGUCCCUUAAAUAUAUAUUAAGGCUUAAAUAUAUGUUAAACUGGCACAGCUUUAACCUUUUACAGUAGCAGGUUGGUGAUAAUUGACCUAGAAGCCACUGAAGGACACUUUGCAUUUGCCCCAUGGAGUUAUGGCAGGGCUGGCUCCAGGUUUAGGUGGGGCCCAAGUGUUUGCUGGUGGGGGGCCUUCUCUGUCAGGUGGGCUUACCUGGCUGUGGGGACCAGCCUUCUAAGCACCUCUGGUUCUUAGGUGCCUUUGAACGAUCCCAGAAUGGUGUUAGGUCAGGUGCUGUGCACAAAAUUUUUAAAAAGUGGCUGUGUGUAGCCACAAGGCACCCAUCAGUGUGCUCAGCUGGGGGGGGCGGGGUUGCAGGGUGCAGGGUGGGCAGGCAUCCUCUGUAGGUCUUGCUGAAGUCCUGGGGCCCUGCUAAUAAUAAUAAUAAUAAUAAUAAUAAUAAAAAUAAUAAUAAUAUAUUAUUUAUACCCCGCCCAUCUGGCUGAGUUUCCCCAGCCACUCUGGGCGGCUUCCAAUCAAGUGUUAAAAACAAUACAGCAUUAAAGAUUAAAAACUUCCCUAAACAGGGCUGCCUUCAGAUGUCUUUUAAAAAGAAGAUAGCUGCUUAUAUCCUUCACAUCUGAAGGCAGGGCAUUCCACAGGGCGAGCGCCACUACCGAGAAGGCCCUAUAAAGUGAGGGAAGAGUCGUUACAUCAAAUGCAUGCCCUGUUGCCUCUUGUUUAAGUGAUCUGUAACACCUAGCAGGAUCUGGACCUGGAAAGGGUCCCAGCUCAGUGGCAGAACAUCUGCUCUGCAUACUGAAGGUCAUGUCACUCUUGUCAAAGCCCCGGAAUAUCUGAAUGACUAAGACCAUUGACACAAAUGCCCGGAGUUCCUUCUCCUCCUUCAUGGCGUAGGAAACAAGCUAGGAAGUGGCUUGAACAUGAGCGGAGAACUCCGGUCAGAUUCUUGCUCUUGAUGGGGUCACACACCUUCUGAAGGAGCAGGUAUGUAGCUUGGGGUCCUUCUGCUGUCACCUGAAGCUAAGGUGGCCUUGGUGGUGUGGAGUGCCUUCCAUCAGCUUUGGCUGGUGGCCAGCUAUGUCCUUAUCUGGACGGGGAAAGCCUAACUUCUGUCGUCUAUGCAUAGUUCAGCCUCUGAAGAUGGUUUGGAAACUUAAGCUAGUGCAGAGUUUGGUGACCAGGGGGCGCUCACUGGGACGAGACCAUUUGAGCGUGUUACAUGGAGGGUGACCAAAUGACACUGGCUGCCAGUUAGUCUCUAGGCCUGGUUCAAAGUGCUGGUUUCAGCCUCUACAGCCUGAAUGGCUCAAGGGCUGCCUCUCCCCACACGAACUAACCUGGACCCCAAGAUCAUCCUCUGAGGCCCUUCUCCAUGUGGCUCCUCCACGAGAGGUCCAGAAGGUGGCAACACGAGACGGGGCCUUUUCUGCAGUGGCUCCCCCUUUGUGGGAUUCUCUCCCCAGGGAGGCUCACCUGGCGCCUGCGUUCUAUAUGUUUAGGGGGUUUUCUUCCGCCAGACAUUCUAUGUCCUUUUAAAUGUCUUUGUGGGAGGAAGGUUAUUGGUUCUUUAGUUUUUUUUAAUGUAUUUUGUGUUCUCAUUUUGUAUUUUUAUGUUGUGAAUUGCCAAGAGAUUUUCGGAUGAAGGAUGAUAUACAAAUGCCAUUAUUAUUAUUAUUAUUGCUAUUACAAAAUCCUCUUUGGAGGAAGCUUCUCAGCUGUUUUCUUUUCCUCCUUCUCCUCCUCUUCCUCCUCUUCCUCCUCUUCCUCCUCUUCCUCCCAGGUGGGUGACCAGAUGAAGCUGCUGCAAAACUGCUGGAGCGAGCUGCUGGUCUUUGACUACAUUUUCCGCCAAGUGCAUCAUGGGAAGGAGCAUAGCAUCCUGCUGGUGACAGGCCAGGAGGUAAAAGCACUAGUGUCUGCAGGUUCCGCAAUGGCCCUGUUCAGAAAUGCUGCAGCAAAAUGUCGUAGCGCGAAGUGCCACUGCUGUUGCUCGGGAUUCUGGCCACUUCCUUUCCUUUCCCCAUGCCCACCCCCUUGUCUCAUCGCCCCCACCCCCAAAAGUUGGUCAGCCUUCUUUGCCCACUGGGCAUCUGGUUUUUUUGGGGGUGUGUGUGUGUGUGGGCAUUCCCUCUACAUUCUUCCACCCCAAAAUCCCACCACCACCACCAAGCAUGUUUUGGCUACAUAAAAAACAGCAGAUAUGGAGAGCUGUUAUUGCUGUGGGUAGAUAAGAACGAUGACUUGCCAGGAACGUACAGAGUGUAAGAGGACACAGUCCCCUGCCCCAUGGCAGAGGGAGAUAGAGGCCGGGGGUGGGGGAAGAGAAUUUGCAAGUACUCCAUUGCACAUAUUUAGACUUUGGGUUGCAGUUCUCUGCACACUUACUUGAGAGGAAGCCUUAUGGGAUGCUAAGGGACAUCACUUGUGAGUCAGCCUGCUUUGGAUCGCCUGGCUAGUUAGACUUUGGUCGUUAUUACUUAUCCUUCUGUGUACAGCCAGCACCCAGAUAUAACCAUAUUUCUUGUAAUUUAGUCAACAACUCAGCCCAUUAACUGCUGCCUUAACAGCUGCUUGCUCAAAAGUCUUUCUGGUGGAGGCCGCCCCCCACCACCCAGGUCUUGAACAUCCUUGUUCCCCUGACAAGAUGGUACUUUUCGGGGGUCCUGAACCCUGCCCACCUCUCCUUUCUUCCAGGUGAACAUGUCGACUGUUACCAUGCAGGCGGGAUCCAUCCUGAACAACUUGAUGCUGAGAGCGCAUCAGCUGGUGGCUCACCUGCAUUCUCUCCAGGUGGACAGGCAGGAGUUUGUCUGCUUGAAGUUCCUCAUCCUCUUCAGCCUUGGUAAGAGCCGAGGGGCGUGGGUGGGGCAGCGAGGGACCUGGGAAGAGCAAACGGGGGCUGACAUGGAGAGCUUUGUGCUUCAGCCUCCCCCCCACCCUGAGAUCUCAACCACAAGAGGUGUUUGGAGGAGACUUGCUUUGCUUGUGGGUUCGUCUGUCUGGCGGAUGGGGCUGGAAGCCCCCUUUGUCUUUGCUUUCUCCCUACCGCCAGAAGGAUGUUUUAAGACCAUGGCUGCUGGACCAGGCCCAUCGAGUCCAGCCUCUUCCUCUCACAGUGCCCAGGCAAGCAGGACUUAAGCAAUGAGGGCCCCACCCCCGACCUCUUGCGGCCUCCAGCAGCUGGUAAACUGGAACAUUGCUGGACAGGCCUUUCCAAAAACAUGGAUGUUGGCAGUCUCCUUGAGCGUCUUGUUGAGAGCUGAGGCCAUGAAGCAGUUACUGUUCAUCUGUGCUUGUGUUCCGAAGAAUUCAGGGACAGCCUCGAAUGUGGUCAGCCAUUGGAGAUUACAGCCCUGCCUAUCGCCCAGAGGAACUGUGCACAACUUCUGACCUUGACAGGGAAGUGUGGGAGUGCGGUCUGCAAAGGAGUCGGUUUUGUCUUGACUGGUACCUGCCUCUGAUCCCUGCCCCCAAAGACCCCUUCUUUCUGCUCAGAAGUUGAUUUGCACCAGUUCAGGCAGCCUUGCCUCCUCCCCCCCUGCGCAUGGCAGUGGAGCAGGGCCGUCUGUGUGGGUGUGAGCGACACUUCCGCCCCCUCCACAACCUCUCCUGCAAAUGGUUGCACCAGGAGUGGUUGAGGGUGGUAUUGGCUGCCUCUGCUAGGCCUGCAAGGUUGCGCACCAGCCCUGGGGCGGCUGGGAAGUUAGUGCUGAAGUCUCAGGCUGUUGGUCUGUCUGGCCCAGCAUUGCCUACACUGACCGGCAGCAGCUGCUGCUCUUUGGGGUCUCAGGCUUGCUGUUUUAUCCCAGCCUCUACCCAUAGAAUGCCAUUUGGCAGCUGAACCCAGCGACUGAAAUGCAGAGCUUCUGCCUGUUCUGUGGAAGUGCUCAGCGCUGCAGUUCUCUGAGGGAAAUGACACCAACAGCAGUAUCCUUCCUGGACGUCUGCCAAAGCUGUAGUCCAGGCUCCUUUUGAGAAAAAAGGUUAAGAAAAGUUUCCUCCUUCCGGCAAAUGCUGUGUUUGCCAAUUUCAUGCCUAAAACCCGCCCGGGAUUCUGUACCUGAAUUGUGCAACCUGAAUGCAAAUCAAGCCUCUUUAUUUUGCAUAAAUCAAGGCUGGAUGAGACCAGUGGCAACCUCCUGUUUCCACAUUGUCCAGCCAGGUGCCCUGGUGGAAAAACCACAACUAGGGCUUGAGCACAUCAACACUCUUCCCUCCUGCCAGAGCUAUAGCUAGGUGAUCUUGUGCCCCUGGAAGAACCGUCCAGAUUGCACCCCUGAGCCACGGACAAAUUAGCUCUUCUUUCCACCUCUCCUCCACCCCCCCAUUCAAUUCACCCUCUACAGUGGUGCCUUGCAAGACGAAAUUAAUUCGUUCCGCGAGUUUUGUCGUCUUGCGAUUUUUUCGUCUUGCAAAGCACGGUGUCGGGAAAGUUUUGGAAAAGCUUCAAAAAUCACCAAAGUCUUUAAAAACCUCAAAAAAGGCUACCACACCGCGUUCUAUGAGUUGCCCUCGAGUCAAGUCGCAGCUGUAUUACCGGUGUUAAGAAAAGGAAACAAACUUGCAAGACAUUUCCGUCUUGCGAAGCAAGCCCAUAGGGAAAAUCGUCUUGCGAAGCAGCUCAAAAAACAAAAAACCAUUUCGUCUAGCGAGUUUUUUGUCUUGUGAGGCAUUCGUCUUGCGAGGUACCACUGUAUUCUUAUGAGGCAAUAAUCAAUAUUUAUAUUUAUGGACAUAUUUUAAGCUGAUUUUGGCCCCCCAUUGCUUGCACGCCUGGCGGGGGCCCACCUCACCACCCCCUAGCUAUGGACCUGCCUCCCAUCAGCCAGUUAUGACCCAGCCGCAGAGUGGCACAGCUGUGAAACUGUUUCAUGCUACGUUCUGUACAGCAUCCCUCUAGGGACACUUCCUGCAGUGGUCAAGAGACCGGGGUAUGGAAGUCAGAACCACCAGCUAAAGGUUGCAACUUGAGCAAUAAUGGAAAUUAAGAACUGGUCUAGACACGCGCAGCUCUCUAGCUCUUUGAUCUUGAACUCAAAGCUCCAUAAACAGGCAAGAGAAUGUUGCAGGUUUGGCUGCUUCAGAUUUAACACGCUCAAAAGAUUCUAAAUACCACCACCUCCCUGCCUUGUCCCUUAGCCACAUGGUGCAAAGCAACAGGAACUGCAGCCUUCCCCAUUCCCAAAGAGAGCAAGGUUUCAAGCUCCGGAACUGAGCAAAGGCAGCAAACAGAGUUCUCUCCACACAACUGGAAGGCAGAGGCACCUCUGCUUCUGGCGAUGGAAGUGGAGCAAAACCAUUGUGACUAGCGGCCUUUGAUAGCCCCCCCCUCCUCCUCCACGAAUCUGUCCAAUUCUCUUCUAAAGCCAUCUAAGUUGGUGGCCGUCCUGGGGGAGAGAGAUCCAUGGUUUAAUCAUGCACUGUGUGAGGAAGGGCUUCCUUUCCUCCUUCCAGAAGAAUUCUGAGUCAAAUGAUCUUCUUCAGAGCAUACAAGACAAGCUCUGCCGUUGGGUAAGGCCAGAGGGGGCCCAUCGAGUCCAGAACCCUGGUCUCACAGAUGCCCCAAUGGGCAGCCCAUGGGCAGGACCUGAGUGCCAGCACACUCUGGCCUCCUGUGGGUUUUCAGCAACUGGUGUUUCUCUUUGGCUUCGCGGCAAAGGACCCCCCCCCCCCACCUCCAUGAUGCCUUCCCUUCCCUUUUUGCGCAUUGCGUUAAAACUUCCAGCUGCCGGUGUGGAAGCUUUUCUCCUUCCCUGAAGAAAACCAGGAACAAAGGGUUGCCCUCUGCCCAUGCCCCGUGCCCAACUUCCCUCUCUGAGCGUGGUGCCGAUUAUGCUGCAAGCCGCGUGCCCUCGGCUGUACGGGAGCUGCCACCUCCUCGCUUAUAUAUGCCGGCUGCAUUUGCCCUGAAGAAAAGAAUGUCUUCUCUCUCUCUCUCUCUCUCUCUCUCUCUCUCUCUCUCCAGCUCACAAUCUGCACUUGGCAUCUGUGUGUAUGUGUGUGUUUGUGUGUGUGUGCAUGCACAAACACAGGCGUGCGAGAGCGGGGAGGAAAGGGCGCCAUUUGAGUCUAAAUAGAUUUUUCUCCUGAGCAGGUAAAAGAGGUUUAAUUAAAAUUAGGGCUCCUCUGAACAGCAAUAUUUAUGAGGGACGGCACAGGUUAGCUUUGUUCUCCAGAAGGGCUUAAUAGAAGCUUAAUGGAUUGACCCCCCCUCCCUCCACACGCGCCCGCCUGACUUCCAUUCUCCAGCCAGCCACUUGAGGGGAUGCGGAGCAAGAGCGGCUUUUAUGCGCCUGCAUUCCCUUAAGCGAUUGCAAUUUAUCAGAAGCCUCCAGCAGACAAAAGCGGCGCUGAAUGCAAAGAACUCUUGAGGGCAUAGAAAUUGUCCCGGCAGCUCCGCCUGUGUGUGGGGCGGCUUUUGUCGCAGGACGGAGUCUUUGCAGCCGCUCUCUCAAUGGAGCGCGUCGAUGUUAUUUGGACAACAUUCUUUAUGCCUUGCAGGAAUGAAAAGAUUAUUCAAAUAUUCAAUUAAACCGUGAAUAGGGUUUCUUCUGCAAACCAGGUGAGUUGAUCAAGACGAACCCUCUAUUGUUGCUCCACCUCAAAGUGUGUGUGUGGGGUGGGGGGGUGGGGUGGUAGGGAAGAGAAGGCUUCAGCAGCGUAACUUCUAGGGUGUGCGAGUGUGAGGGCUGCGUGUCCCCCUCCCCCUCUUUCUCCUGGAAACGAAAACCACGAUAAUGUUAUGCAGAUGAAGAGAUUCCAUAAUUGCAUGCCUGAUUAUCCCAGCAGUGACUCAGAAAUGAAAGGGGGCAGUCAGCACCUCAGGUGCUAAGCACAAGGCCCAGGUCAGGGGAACGUGGAAAGAGCCCUGAGGCAGGAUGGGGCCCGUGGCCCUCCCAGCCCUGCAGUCUGUUCUCCCAGUGGCCAGUGAGAUGCCCACAAGCAGCGGCCAAGCGCCAGAGAGUGCCCUCUCCCCUCCUGCUGUUUCCACCUGUGGGUCCCCAGAUGUUGUUGGACUACAACUCCCAUCAUCCCUGAGCUCUGGCCUUGCUAGCUAGGGGUGAUGGGAGUUGUAGUUCAACAGCCUCUGGGGACCCACAGACUGAGAAAGGCUGAUACAGUGGUUCUCCACCUGUGGUUGCCCAGAUGUCGUUGGACUACAACUCCCAUCAUCCCUGAGCUCUGGCCUUGCUAGCUAGGGGUGAUGGGAGUUGUAGUUCAACAGCAUCUGGGGACCCACAGACUGAGAAAGGCUGAUACCAGUAUUGAAAAGCAUUUGCAGAGGACAGCCAUCGUGGGUGGUAGCCAUGGGUAGUCCCUCCUUCCGUGGACUUGUCCAAUCCUCUUGGAAAGCUGUCCACAUCGGUGGCCAGCCCUGCCUCCUGCAGGAGGGAGUUCCAUAGUUUUACUCUGCUCUGUGUGAAGAAGCAUUUCCUUUGAUUUGUCCUGAAUCUUCCAACUUUCAGCUUCAUUGGCUACCCCCAAGAUUUAGCAUGAGGAGAGAGGAAGAAAAGUCUGCUUUCUCUGUGCCACGUGUAAUUCUAUGAGCAUCUAUGCUGCUGCCUCUUUCUCACUUUUCCUCUACACAAAAAAGUCCCAAAUGCUGCAGCCUUUCUUCACAGGGGAGUCCCUGCAUCCCCAGUGAACUUUGGGCUUCCAAAUUUCAGUGGCGCCCUGUGCAGCGCCAAAAUCCAGCCCCCCCAACCUAUUGCCUUCCGUUUCAUAUUGUUGCAGCACCCCCCCCCCAUGCUGCCCUCUCAGCUCAGCGCCCAGUGCAGACAAACUGGUUGCGCUCCCCUAAAUCCACCUCAUCCUUUGGGUUGCCCUUUUCUGAACUUUUUUCCAGUUGCGCAUCCCUUUUUGAGGUCAGGACACCAGAAGUGUCGCACCACAGGUUUGUCUAAUGCCAUUGUGAUACUGGCACUCCACCUUUUGGGAAGGCCUUGUUGGCCUUUAGUUGGGCUGGAUCCAGAACUUUGCACGGCUGAGAGAAGCAAGUCCUGUGUGCUUUUACAGGAAUGGGAGCCAUGCAGUCCUCUAACUGCCACCAGCCGUGGCCAGCCUGGUCAGGGACUACGGCAGCUGUGUGUCCAGCAAUGUAUGGAGGGCACCAGGCCACCCAGAACUGCUUUACAGAGGACACAAGGGCAGGUCGCUGCCCCAAGGAGCCUACAGCCUAAAAUUCUACCCAGGUGGGAUGCAGCAGGAAGCAAUAUGAUGUUGUUGUUGUUAUCAGUUACAUGUGGUUAGGCUCGGUUGUAUCCCCUGGGAACUGUGCAAGCCUUAGGGUGAGGUAUUUAAACCAGCCCUUUCUUCAGAACCAAGAGGACUGAAAUCUCACUGCUGUUUUUAAGGGAAAUGCCGUAGUUUUGCAGGAUAGCACCUGCUUCACCUGCAGGAGGUCCCAGAUUCAGGGCUUGGAAUGGGCUUUGCCUGAGGCUCUGGGGCUCUGCUGUCCUUCAGUGCCAGCAAACUCCAGUUUCAUUUGAGUUCUCUUGUUUUGAGAGAGGGAGAAUAACUUCCCUCUUUCUUCUGUGCCUUCCAUGGUUUUAUAUACUUCUGCCACACUGCGUCUUACUCACCUUUUCUCCAAAUCAAAAAGUCCCCAGAGCUGCAACCUCCAUCUAUGGCUCCAUCCUCACCUUGGUCAUUCUGAUGGCCCUUUCCCAAACCUUUUCUAAUGCUUUAAUCCCCCCCCCCCGAAAUGGGGAAAGUGCUUAUAAACACGUACAUACAAAUAACACACAACCCAAACAGAUUUAUUUCUUUAAAAAGAUCAGCAGCCACAAGCGCAACUAAAAUGGUUCUAUCCACUGAUUUGAUACAUGAAGACACCUGCACUUAAGUUAUUUCAGGAAAAACCCCUUAUAUCAACUUAUAUGCCAAAUGAUCUUACGCCUUCACAACAGUCAGGUUUGGGUGGUCUUUCAGAAUUAAGGGCAGAAUCUUAAUGUUUAAGGGUAUCAGAAGACAGUGUCCAGAGGUCCAACAUUUUUGAAAUGAUGACCAUUUUUUUCAUGGUUUCAGCCAAACCCUCAGUGGAGGAGCCACAACUCCCAUUUCCUCAGACAAACAGCAUCGGAAUAUUCCUUUUGGUAGAUUUAUAAAUCUCUUCAUAGGUUUCUUCAUCCAUUUCUAUUGUUGUCACGGUCUCCUCAACAUCACCCCAAAUCAUAUUUAAGUGCUGGUCACAAGCAUGUAAUCUGCCUCAAAGUUUUCGGUCAUUUCUCAUUUUUACAUCAAUUCGUUCAUCAAGACCGAGCCUGAUGAGACCCAAGGGCUCUUCUACGGUAUUUGUGGUUUGUUGCUGGUCCACCACCAUUUUUCCAAAGCCCCUUCAAUUCCCUUUUGGGGGGGAGGCCAGAAUUCUGUGGUUCUAGGCUGAGUGUUGGGAGUGAGAGGGAGGGAGGAGAGGUUUUGGUGGCUCCCCCAGAGUGCCCGCUGUGACUUCCCAGCUAGCCUUGAAAAGGCCCUGCCUCAUCUCCCCCUUGUGAGAUGGCGAGAACAGGUGGCUGCCCAGCAUUGAGCUGGAGCCCCACUGCUGUUGCUUGGCCCCUGCCCUCCCCCAGUGGCCCCCCUCCACGCCCCACUGAUGAAGUCAGGCCCAAGGAAGGACGCUUGCAUUGGCAGCUUUUGCAGAGUUUUCAAGAGCAGUGUACAUGAGCAGGCACAUUUUCCGGCAGGUGCACAGCUUAAGAGGGAUAUGCUUAUCGCUGCACCUUCACACCUGUCUCUCUCAUCCUCCUUCCCCUUGCUUUUUGGCUGAGCUCCUUCAGGCACCUUGGAUCACGGUUUCCAUGUCAGCUGAGCCCUGCUGUCACCUGGGAAGGCCAAACAGAUUAAGCCCCAAUCCCUCCAGCCGGUGUUUAGAGAGGAACACAACAGAGCGGCUUUGAAGUGAAGGUUUGUUUAGGGAACACCAUAAUGCAAGAAGAAGAACUGAUUGUCCGAUAAAGUUUGUUUAUUUCGCAUAGCCUUUACCAGCGUGAUGCUCAUCUGCAAAAUAUAAGGCUGGCGAGGUCAGUCCUUGUUCAUCCAGGCAGAUGAAGCUUAUGAAGGUAGGAAGAGCCAUUAGCUGGAUCAGGCCAAUGUGCUAUCUAGUCCUGUUCUCACAGUGGCUGACUAGAUGCUUGUGGGAAACCAGCAAGCAGGAUCCUUGCACAAGAGCAGAUCUCAUCUCCUGUGUUUUCCUGCAUCUGGUAUUCAGAAGCCUCGCUGCCUCUUGACCACGGAGACACAGCGCAGUAACUGUGGCUCGUCUCCUCCUCCUCCAUGGGUUUGUCCAAACCUCCAUCAAGGCUCUCCAAAUUGGUGGCCAUCAUUGCCUCCUGUUGGGACGCGGGUGGCGCUGUGGGUUAAACCACAGAGCCUAGGACUUGCUGAUCAGAAGAUCGGUGGUUCGAAUCCCCGCGACGGGGUGAGCUCCCGUUGCUCGGUCCCUGCUCCUGCCAACCUAGCAGUUCGAAAGCACGUCAAAGUGUAAAGAGAUAAAUAGGUACCACUCUGGCGGGAAGGUAAACAGUGUUUCCAUGCGCUGCUCUGGUUCGCCAGAAGUGGCUUAGUCAUGCUGGCCACAUGACCCGGAAGCUGUACGCCGGCUCCCUUGGCCAAUAAAGGGAGAUGAGCGCCACAACCCCAGAGUCGGUCAUGACUGGACCUAAUGGUUAGGGGUCCCUAUACCCUUACCUUUAUUGCCUCCUGUGGGAGGAAGUGCCAUAGUUUAAUGUUGCGCUACAUGAAGAACUAGGGACGCGGGUGGCGCUGUGGGUAAAAGCCUCAGCGCCUAGGACUUGCCGAUCGAAAGGUCGGCAGUUCGAAUCCCCGCGGGGGGGUGCGCUCCCGUCGCUCGGUCCCAGCGCCUGCCAACCUAGCAGUUCGAAAGCACCCCCGGGUGCAAGUAGAUAAAUAGGGACCGCUUACUAGCGGAAAGGUAAACGGCGUUCCGUGUGCUGUGCUGGCUCGCCAGAGCAGCUUCGUCACGCUGGCCACGUGACCCGGAAGUGUCUGCGGACAGCGCUGGCUCCCGGCCUCUAGAGUGAGAUGAGCGCACAACCCUAGAGUCUGUCAAGACUGGCCCGUACGGGCAGGGGUACCUUUACCUUUACCUUUACAUGAAGAACUACUUCCUUUUCUCUGUCCUAAUCUCAACAUUUAGCUUCGUUGGACACCCACGAGUUCUGGUGUCGUCAGGCGAGAGGGAGGGGGGGAAAACUCUGCUUUCUCCACACCACAUGCAAUUGUAUAUGCUUCCGUCAGGUCACAUCAAGUUCCCUUUUCUCUUUUCCCCUGUGAGUCUCUCCAUCAACCUCAGCCGUUUUGCAGAUAUCAGCCGAUGGCUUCUGCGAGCUUUGCAAGCGACAACUUCCAUGUUUGCGGCCUGUGUGCCCAGGAGGAAGUCCCUCUGUUCAAGAGAGGUUACCCCAUUCAAUGCGUGUCCCCCCUUAUUUCCCCUCCCCCCUCCCCUCCCCCCCCGCUGCAGAUGUGAAAUACUUGGAGAAUUCGAGUGUGGUGAAGGAAGCCCAGGAGAAGGCUCACGCAGCCCUGAUGCAGUACACCGUCUGCAACUACCCGCACACCACAGACAAGUUCCGCCAGCUUCUGAUGCAUCUGUCUGACAUCCGGUCCCUGAGCAUGCAAGCGGAGGAGUACCUGUACCACAAGCACCUGAGCGGGGACGUGCCCUGCAACAACCUCCUGAUUGAGAUGCUCCACGCCAAGCGGAGCUGAGAGCGCCCGGAAAGGCUCUCCGUCCCCCCUUCGUCUGGGGAAGAGACUCGUGGCAGCAGAGGGGCAAGGGUGGUGGCAGGGAGGAUUGGGGGGGGGGGUUGUCAGGUGACAGGGAGGAAGGGUGAGUGUCUCGUCGUCCCCUCCCCACAGGCGACCUCUCCCAGUUCCAACUUUCCUACAAAGCCCAACCCUUGCCUGCAUUUUGGUGUGAUUCCUCCCGAGUCCCAGGCUCUCACUCUCUAAAAGCCAUGGGGCUAAGCUGUGUGGGGACUGCCCUUGGAGGCCAUUUAGGGGACACUUUGGGUGGGAGUUUGCUUUCCUAACUGGACGGAAGAGAAGUCUUCUCCCAGGGUGUGUGAGAGUGGAGGCAUCUGCCCAAGCUCUCCACCUGUUCUCCAGGCAUGGUCCUCUAGCUAGGUGGCUGAGAAAAGAGAGAAAAAGGCCCAGCACCCCUACCCAUUGGAAGGCCCCUGCACCUCACCUGUCCCUCUGCAGGUAGUGGCCUUGUUGGCCACAAGGAUGAUUUCUGUGGCCCAUGGGCCACCAUGAGAGCGAGUUUGUUGUGCCUCAGAUACACUGAAGCCCCUCUUCCCCUUGGGGCUUCAUUUUGGGAGACCUUUCUCGGAGGCCUUGCAGCUAUGAGUUGAGCAAGUCAGGUGCUCCUUUUAUUUUCAUUUUGUUAUCUGUUUAUUGCAUUCAUAUAUCUAUAUAUCUAUAUAUAUUCUUCCCCCUCCCGUGCACAUCACAUUCCCUGAGCCUCUACUCUGUGUUGGGAGGAUACAAUAAUCGAUGUUUGUUUCCUGAAUGUAUUUUUUGCCGUUGUACCUUUGGAGGAGGUGCUCAGAUCGUCUUUCUGUGUGCUUCCUGGGGUGGGGUCUUCCUUCGUCCACCUCUGAACACAACCACUACUUUGGCUGGACAAAUAGACCCAGCUAGAAGCACUGCUUGCCCAGUCCACGACCUAGGCAGCUCUUACUACCCCGAGUGGUUUGAUGGAGACCCAGACACACGUACCCCUCUCACAGGGCUCCCCCAUCUCCUUCUGAGGAGCAUCACACCAGGGUGUGACCCACAGACACCAGUGUUCUUGUGGGGCUUGGGACAAGAGGCUGCAUUCCUGUACAGUGGUACUUCUGGUUACGUACUUAAUUCGUUCCGGAGGUCCGUUCUUAACCUGAAACGGCUCUUAACUUGAGGUACCACGUUAGCUAAUGGGGCUUCCUGCUGCCACUGCACUGCCAUUGCACAGUUUAUGUUCUCAUCCUGAAGCAAAGUUCUUAACCCAAGGUACUAUUUCUGGGUUAGCAGAGUCUGUAACCCGAAGCGCCUGUAACCCGAGGUACCACUGUAUUGCAAUAUCUUUUUGAGUGUUUUUGUACGGGAGGCUCUGCAGCCCUGGCCAAUCCUAUGCCCCAACUAUUGGGACUGCAGGACAGUAGCAUAUUAUGCGCAUCUAAUCUGGUGUGAUUUCAACCAUAUACGGUUGAAGGUCGGCUGAUUGAAAUUUCAAUAUUUAAAUUCAGGCAAGGAUCUUAAAACCUCUUUUUGUGCCAUGUCUGCUUGGGCUCACCUGGCAGGCAAUGUGCUUUCACACUCUCUGCUUCGGUUGGGGAGCUCUGGUUUUCAUCUACCUGAAACUACUGAUUGGGAUCAUCUGGAGUUUAGUCUUGUUGGUCUUCCAGAGGGCCUGCUGAGGUUUGGUACGAGCCCUCCUGGAACAUGACUUGAACCCCCAAGGACAUUAGAACUGUAAAGUUGGAAGGGUCAUCUAGUCCAGCCCCCUGCAAGGCAGGGGAUCUCAACCAGAUCAUCCAUGACAAGUAGCCACCCAACCUCUGCUUAAAUACCUCCAAGGAAAAAAGAGUCCAGCAUCUCUCAUAGAAGUCUGCUCCACUGUCAGUAAAUUCUUCUUGAUAUUGAGCUGGAAUCUCCUUUCUUUUGACUUGAAUCCAUUGGUUUGGGUCCUAACCUUUGGAGCUGGAGGAAACAAACUUGCUCUAUCCUCCAUGUGACAGCCCUGGAGUUAUUUGAAGAUGGUGAGCCAUCUCCUCUCAGUCUCCUCUUUUCCAGGCUAAACAUACCCAGUUCCAACAACCUCGCCUCAUAAGGCUUGGUUUUCAGACCCUGGGUCAUCUUGGUCACCAUCCUCUGCACAUCUUCCAACUUGUCAACAUCCUUCCUAAACUGUGGAGCCCAGAACAAGACGCAGUAUUCCCAGUGUGGUCUGACCAAGGCAGAAUAGAGAGGGACUAUCACUUCCCUUGAUCUGGACACUAGACUUCUGAUAACUCAGCCUAGAAUAGCUUCGGUUUUUUUGCUUCUGCAUCACACUGUUGACUCAUGAUAAACUUGUGGUCUACUAAGACCCAUAUAUCCUUUCCCCAUGUAUUACUUAGCCCCCCUCUUAUAUUUGUACAGCUGUUUCUUCCUACCUAAGUGUAGAAGCAUAUAUUUGUCCCUACUGAAAUUCAUUUUGUUAGUUUUGUUAGUUCUUUGAUAUGUUAAAGUCAUCUUGAAUCCUGAGUCUGCAGCAUUAGCUAUCCCUCCCCACCUGCAGAUUCCUUAAUCCAAGUCAUUUAUAAAGACAUUGAACAACAACAGGACAGAACCCUGUGGAACAUCACUUGUCACUUUGUUCCAGCAUGGUAAGGAACCAUUAGUGAGCUCUCUUUGGGUUUAGUCGGUCAACCAGCUACAGAUCUACAGCCCACGUUUACCAGCUUAUCUGCAAGACUAUCAUGGGAGACUUUGUCAAAAGCCUUACUGAAAUGAAGAUAUAUUAUGUCCACAGCAUUCCCUGGAUCCACCAAUGCUGUAACUUGAUCAAGAUCAGAAAUUAGAUUCGUCUGGCAUGACUUAUUUUUGAGAAAGUCAUGCUGGGUCUUAGAAAUCACAGCAUCCUUUUCUAAGUGCUCACAGUUUGACCGUUGAAUUAUCUGUUCUAGGACCUUUCCUGGUAUCAAUGUCAAGCUCACUGGUCAGUGGUUACAUGGGUCUGCUUUCCCUCUCUUUGAAGAUGGGGACACCUCCAGUCUGUAGGGACCUCACCUGUUCUCCAAGAAUUCUCAAAGAUCAUAGACAGAGGCUCUGAGAUCACAUCUGCAAGCUCCUUUGGUACCCUUGGGUGCAGCUCAUCAGGCCCUGGAGAUCUGAAUUCAUUUAAAGUAGCCAGGUGUUCCCUUACCAUCUCUUUUCCUAUCUUGGACUGCAGCUCCCUCCAUACAUCAUUGAUUCAGUUAGCACCAGGUUGGGCAUCGCUUUCCUUGUGGGUGAAGACAGAGGCAGAGUAGGUGUUGAGUAGUUCCGCCUUCUCUCUGUCGCCCGAUAGCCUUUGCCCGUCUUCUCCAUGCAGAAGACCUUCCACUUACUUGUUGUUCCUCUUGCUUUGAAAACAGUAAUAAAAUGUCAGGAAUGACUCAGUUGUUUUAUAGCAGAGGUUGCACCAGGUGAAGGCAGGGCUUCCGUGUUUGUUUUCUCCUUGCUCCCCUUUUCUCAGUGGAAGCCCUCAGCCCCACCCACCCUUGCCCUGUGACCAAGUGGAGCUCCUCUCUGACCUGGGAUUUGGUGGCGCCCCGUCAGAGCCAAGCCACAGCUCUGUGGAGGAGCAGCUGUGAGGCUGUUGUGUGCCUUCCCACCAGACCUUUGCAGAGCCUUUGAUGAAGAAGCCUUCAGACGCUUUGACAAUGCUGCUGUGAUCGCUUCAUUUCCCCCCCUGUGGGUUUUGAUUACACCGCUGCAUUUUCUGCUCCACAUAUAAUGUUUGGACUACUUUUGCGUGUCUCUUCUGGUUCGAAAGAGUUGGAGAAGACAGUUUGGAAGUGCCAAGCUCUGCCUGUAUUAUGUUUUUUUUCCCUUAUGAAAUAAAAAGUGCUCUUAAGUGUCUCCCUUCUCAACAUUUUACUCAGAAGGUCCUUCUGAGCAUUGGUUAGUGGUGAACUAUCUUACCAAAUAAGACAUUCCAAUAAAUUUUUCAAUUCACUUAUA
Molecule: messenger RNA, 48161 nt
Organism: Podarcis lilfordi (Lilford's wall lizard)
Lineage: Eukaryota; Metazoa; Chordata; Lepidosauria; Squamata; Lacertidae
Source: the annotation of a GenBank genome assembly